Pelobates cultripes (western spadefoot toad) is the source of this 71487-nucleotide messenger RNA. Lineage: Eukaryota; Metazoa; Chordata; Amphibia; Anura; Pelobatidae. The record is from the annotation of a GenBank genome assembly.
AGCAAAGAAAUCCAUCACUCUCCACAUUACUGAUAUUUAUGUUCCAAAUGGUAUGAAUGCAAAUAUCUUCUAUAGAGUACUGCUCAUUCUUUCAGAGCCAUAAAGAUAUGAGCAGUUGGAAUGUUAAACCUAUAUUUAGCCAACUGAUGUCACAGGGAUGCCAACCACUUGAGUCCCCCACUUUCCUUCUGUACCGGUCACUAUUCACGGAGAGAUUGCUUAGAAUAAGGAAGGUCACUCACAUCCAUAGUUGCAAGCAGGCGUCUGAUUGCUUUCCAUCUCAAAAAGGUAAAUGCUUUAUUCAUUUCUACUUUACCCUCCUGUAGAAUUAUGUAGUAUUAGAUUGCCUGGUUUGUCUUUGUAAAACAUUUCCAGUGCGUGGCAAAGAGCUAGAAUAUUCCCUAAUGACUGAAAUUAUAUUGAAUGGGCUUAGUGUAAUGAUCCGUGAAAGAAACAUUGAUGCAAUAAGUAGAACAUAAGAUAAACUCCUGCUAAUAAAUGGAGUGACUUUAAAAAAAAUAAUCAUAUAUUUGGUUCUGAUUGUUUAAAGAGUUCACUAGAUCCCUGCCAGUUUUGCAGAUUACGUUGCUAAGCAACCAUUGUUGUUACAAAGAACAGUGAAACCUUUUUAAGCGACAAGUUUCCCUAUGACACUAAGUAGCAAUGUACAUUAACGCUACAGUAACUAAAACCCCGGCAGACAAGUGAUAUUUAGUUUUUUCUUUUUGUACAGAUUGAUCUAUUCUUUUAUUAGCAAUUUUAUUUUCUAACUUAAAGUGUUAUAUAUUUUUUUUAUCCAAAGUACGAGUAUACUUUUUUUGAUCAAUGUCUCAUUUUGCCAUUUUUAAAAUAGGAGCAAUUUAUGAGCAGAAUGAAAAAUGAUGAGAGUAAUUUAUUGGUUAUUGGCUGAUCCUUAUUUAGCAUUUUGCUUGAAACUUACACCUGUACUGCUCUAAAUGCAUAUGGCAUUUACCCUCUAGAGAGUGUUAACACUUAUUAUUUCAGACAUUUCCUAAAGUGGAAUGGAGAGGUGCCCAUCCUCACUAGUAAUUUUGUAAUGUUUACCUGAUAUGCCAUUAGUUGACAGUUUGGUGUUUCAGACAGGAUUAGCAUGGCAAAAGAAAUGGUCAGCCACAAAGGAGUUUGUGUUCUGAAACCUGUUCUAGAAAAGUGCCAAUCUGACACAAUGAUGUAGAAAAGUGCCAAUCUAAAAUGUAGUGCAAUGUUCUAGAAAAGUGCCAAUCUGAAAUGUCCUGCAAUGUUCUAGAAAAGUGCCAGUCUGAAAUAUCCUGCAGUGUUAUAGAAAAGUGCCAGUCUGAAAUAUCCUGCAGUGUUAUAGAAAAGUGCCAAUCUGAAAUGUCUUGCAAUGUUCUAGAAAAGUGCCAAUAUGAAAUAUCCUGCAAUGUUCUAGAAAAGUGCCAAUCUGAAAUUUCCUGCAAUGUUCUAGAAAACUGCCAAUCUGAAAUGACCUGCAAUGUUCUAGAAAAGUGUGAAUCUGAAAUGUAAUGCAAUGUUCUCCCAUCUGAAACGUUGUGCAAUGUUCUAAAAAAGUGCCAUGGAACUCAAAAGCACCAGCAAUUACAUUAAUUUGGUGAUUACUCCACUUUUACAACUUUGCUCUACAUUUCAGACAAUAACCAUUCAUAAAUUGCAGCAAACGUCAAGUUAAUCUUAGGGGCAGCUCUAUCUGCAUACUACUUGAGUGCUUCAUAACAUUUUUGAUUUACAUGAAUGCCCCACGGGUUUUCUUUUUUUUACUGAUUUGGAUAGAAAGCAGUUUUAGAGAAAGUUUGGAAUGGUAUUUGAGGAAGACUAAGUUAUAUCAACAAUUAUAACUGCCGUACUGCAGAGCACAUACGACACCAGCGGCCAUAAUGAAUACUGAUAAAACAACUCUUUAUUUUUUUCCGUGAUCCUUUUAAAUAUUAUUAUUAGCAUUUAGAUAGCACCAAAAUAUUCUGCAGAGCAUUACAAUUGUACAAAGGGGAUAUUUGAAAGUGAAGAACGGCCUGCUCAAACAAGGUUACAAUCUAUGAGGAAUGGAGGUAGGCAGACAUAUAUCGUUAGGGGUCUUGGUCAAGGACACUUACUAGUAUGGUGGUCUGACCAGAAAUUGAGCCUGGGUUUUCCAGUUCUAAAGUAGUGCUGUUACCACCACUCUAUCCAGUAAAUAUAUGUUUGCUGAUUGUUAUAUUCCCAUGUACCUGUGAUCAUAUGGCAAGUUUUGUUAUUCUCUAUACGUAUUCUUGUGUUUUCUACCUUCUGUCCAGCACUACUCUUUCAUAUGGCAACUGUACACACAAUAUAAACACAUACUGACAAACAUGGUUAGACAUACAGAGAUGUUCAUACUUGCAAACAGUCAUUUUUAUACAUAUAUACUAAGAGUUAGAGACCAGGUCAUCCAGGCCACUGACAAGGCUUUAAGGGAUUUGGGUCUGGGGCCCCUUUGCAAGAGCACUACUAUGAGGCCUACCUUCCUGGUGACAUAGGUGAAUGAUCCACUGAUAUGGGAAAUCUGUGCUGCAAGGUGCACCGGCUUGUCUUGUUGGAAGGCUGACCAUACCCUAAUGGUGCGGUGUAGAAUCCAAGUCAUUGGGUUCAGAAAGGUCCACAGACAAGAUGGAUAAGGUGAUAAGGAAUGUAUAACUCAUUGGGUGAUAUACACUUUAUCUUUUCUGAAGACACAGCACUUGAUGGGCUUGACAAGAUACCUAAUUACACGAAGAUAACCAGAUAUCUGCAAACAAGUAGACAUCAAGGUUCUGCUGAAAUAUAUAGGGCACCUGUGCACAGAAAAGUGUUGGUCAUGCGAAUGCAAAACUUUCAGGGCUACAGUGUUUCAAUGAAGGAGACCUGCAGAUCUAGUAGAAUACCGUGCCCCUGGCUGUUCAGCAUACCAACAAAUCCCAAGUCAAGCUGUAAGUGAAGUCAGCAGUGCUGGAGGACAAAACCUGUGGAUUAGAGGUAUCCAUGAGAGAUGCUACAUUUGGUGGGGCACUUACUGACUUCUCUUAUGCCUCCUUCAGGUCUAUGAAUAUGGACUUCUAUUUUUGCAUAGCUAUUUUAAAAAAUUUGCCAGUUAUGGGUUUCUGAAAGUUAUUAUUGAAAUUUAAUUCAAAGCUUCACAAGAGCACAGGCUCUUGGGAGACAGUUCAGUUCGAAAGACAUCCUAUCGAACUCAAGUUGAUAAACAUUCUUGGAAUGUAAUCAUGUUAAUAUUGAGGUUUAUGGGUGGUAAACUCUCACCUGGAAAGCAAUUAUUGACCUCAACAUGUAAAUGUAAACUUAAUGUGACUAGUUUAUAGUACUCAAUAAGUAAGUGAUUAAUUGCUUAUCAAUGUUUGGUUACAUGAUAUACAUAUUGAAACAGGGUAUAUAAGCUACAUCAAUGAAGUUCAUAUUGUUGUCCUGCUUAAAAAAUGAGCUGUUCUUAACCUCACCAACCUUUUUCUCUUGGUUCACGUAGCCACGUGGAAAUGUAAUUUUUAUACAUAUUCUUGUUCACAUAUAAUGAGAGCUGUGGUGGGUGGGAGUAGGGGAAUGUGGAAAUUAGGCUGAGAGUGAGUAAAAGGGUUAUGACGUUCCUAUGCAAGAUAAAGAGAUUGCUAUGCUAUAGUGGGCAGUAAACGUGCAGUACAUGCUUUAUGUACAGAUGCUGUAAUUUUAAAGUAGAACUAUACCUAUGGUUAUUUUUAUAACUUCAAAGGAAAGGUGCAUUAAACCAGUGCAUAGUGAUAGAGUACAACAAACGUUACUGGCGAUAUAUUUGUAUAACUUGAGCACUAAGCAUGUAAGGUGGGCUGGGUUCAUUUUGUAAAUCUUGUAGGGCUGCAUUGGGUUUAAAUAGGAUUUGUGAUAAAUAUUUUCACUAGAUACUCUAGCUCGGGAUACGAUAUCCACCAUGUUUUCCAGGACAAUUAACAUGUUUACAAAUUGAUGGACAGCAUACAGAAAGUGUUGCCCUGCAGUUGUAGAAGUCACAUGCUGCAGGUAGUAAAUCAGGUGUUAAAUCAAUCCAAAAUCCUGCAGCAUACACAUUGUCCAUAAUACAGAUCAGCAUUUUCAGGUGCUGCCAAUCAACAUGAUGGAAUUAUGUGUUUCCAGGAAAACAUGGCAGAUAUGUCAACCCUAUCAAUACCAUACUGUUUCUCAACCCAUAUUAUGUAUAUACAGGUGUACACUGAAAAAGCUAAAUUGGGGGGGGGGGAGAAAGUGACAGGAAGAGAAACUAGAAGGGCACCAACCUUACUAUCAGAUGAUGAAUGCAAACUUCCCAAUAUAAUUAUGCCUUAUAUCUUCUAAUAUUGUUAUAUGUUUUUAUAGGCCACCUAGUACCAUCAAAUGUUGUUACCAGUGCUAGAUUAGAGGAUUAAUUGGCUGGGAGCUGAAAAUUAGUGUGGGCUUAUUACAAAAUAUGAAUUUCUAUUGCUCCUAACCCCAUCUACAACUAUACUUUGCAGGCAUAUAUAAAACCUUUUACGCAUGGAAUCGAACCAUAUAUUUGGCAGCAAGUGAACAGUCAGUUCUUGAAUUUCAUAUGUUGGGAGCUCACAAAAUUAACAAGCAAAAAGAUCUGAGUGAUUUUGACAAGGACCAAAUAGUGAUGGCUACAUGACUAGGUCAGAACAUCUCCAAAACAGCAAGUUCUGUGAGGUGUUCCCGGUAUGCAGUGGUUAGUACCACCCAAAAGUAGUACAAGGAAGGAUAACCAGUGGACCGACGUCCAUGUCGUGGGCAGCCAAAGCACAUGGGGAACAAAGGCUAGCCAUUCUCAUCCGAUCACAAAGAAAAGCUAUUUUAUCUCAAACUGCUGAAAAACUUAAUGCUUGCCAUGAUAGAAAGGAGUCAGAUCACAAGGAGCAUCACCAUUGUUGUGUAUGGGGCUACAUAACAUCAGACUGGUCAGGGUGAACUGAUAAAAACACUUUCAAUGGGGACAUGAGGGUCAGAACUGGACCAUGGAUUAAUGGAAGAAGGUUGCCUGGUCUGAACAUGUUUUCUUUUAGAUCAAAUAAAUGUGGUUUACCUGGGGAAGAGAUGGCAGCAGGAUGCACUAUGGGAAGAAGGCAGGCUGGCAGAGGCUCUGGACAAUGUUCUACUGGGAAACCUUGUUUCCUAGCAUUCAUGUGGAUGAAUGUGGAUGUUACUUGGACACAUACCAACUAUCUAGAGAUUGUUGCAGACCACGUACACCCCUUCAUGGCAAUGGUGCUCCCUGAUGUUACAGCAGGAUAAUGCACCCUGCUAUACUGCAAAAUUUGUUCCAGGAAUGGUUUGAGGAAAAUGACACAGAGUUCAAGAUGUGGCCUCCAAAGUCCCCAGAUCUCAAUCAAAUUGAGCAUCUAUUGGAGGUGCUGGAACAACACAUCUGAUCCAUGGAGACCCUACUUCGCAACAUGAAUGACUUAAAGGAUCUGCUGCUAAUGUCUUGGUGCCAGAUACCACAGGACAAGUUUAGUGUGGAGUCCAUGCUUUCACUCAUCAGUCCUAGUUUUGUCAGCACAAGGGGGCCCAACACAACAUUAGGCAGGUUGUUUUAAUGUUGUGGUUGGUCAGUGUAUGUCACACAGCAUUCCACAACAAUAUCAAGUCACAAAAAAACAACAACAACAAAAAAUACGUAAUUUGGGCCUAUUAUGAAAUUGUCAUGCUUCCAAUUGUCAUCUUGUUACUUCCAAUACCUCUCUUCAAUGGCAUACCAUUACUAACCUUCCUCUGUGUAACUAUCACACCUUUUUUGUUUACUCUUGCAGACAGCUCAGGUUUCAAAUCUAAAGUCUGGAAGGACAUUGGGGUACUAUUGUAUGUAUUAAAUUGAAUCAACGGAAAAAACAACUUUGUCCUUUUCUUGUACUGCAUAAGCAAUCAUUAAAUUGUAAUAUUGUGCAAAAGCAAUAAGGAACACAUAUACACAUUUGAAACAUAAGGUAAAGGUGACAGAAUGAAUAUUAGUAGCUGCAGCCUGGCUGUGAUAUAUGCAUGCAUUGAUGUCAUGUAGCCUGGGACACGUAUUCUACUUGCACAUACAGUCAUCGAGAAAUCCUACGUACAGUCAUGCUUGUGAGAAUAUGUGCAGCUGAAUUAGAGUCUCAGACAGCUGUGCAGAUCUAACUUGCAGAGCUGCUUCUAAGCUUAUGCUGGUGGGGCAGCAGCACCAAUCACCCAAACCCACGCAUAUGAACAGUGUAGUUUGCAAACAAAAUAUUUUGCAAUAAAUUGCAAGGAUAUAGUUCCUGUUUGGGGAUGGGAGCAUAUUUCUUGAUCACACAGAGAAACCGGUCACUUGGAACACAAUUUAAUAUUUUUUAGAAAAUAUUUUUAAAUGACUUAAUAUUUUUGUGUAUAUAUAUUUUUAUAUAUUUGAUUUUAUAUAUUUGAUAGUACUUAAGUACUAAUAAUCAGAAAAAAAAGUGAGAGACUAAAAGUUGUGGAUACUCUGUUGCAGACAGCUCUAAAAUAGCAGCAAGGCCAGUGUUCAGGUUUUAUUUGUAACAUGCCAACAGAAAAAACAGUUUAAUUAUAUUGACAGAGAAACAGCUCACUGCUAUCUGGGCAGGGAGAAUAGGGGAUAUAUAGUCUAAAAAAAUGAGGGUAUAAAUAAAGUAUCAGAAGGGAAAAGGAAAAAAAUUAUCACUCUCAGCCAGCCUCCUGUAUAUAAUUACAAUUAAAGAUUUUGCGGCUAAAUAACACAGAAGAAAGACCCUUCCCAUCAGCAGGAAAAAGAAAUAGAACAGAAAUGUCUGUCUCCAGGAAAGAUAAAUAUAGGGAACCUCCCUCAACACACUAUAUAUAGAGUGUCCUGAAAAUCAAAAAGGCUAUCAAUACUAAAUCCUAGAUCCUAUUACCUCGGUUGUCUCACAUAGGUGAUGCAACCUACAAACACCCUUGGCUAUGCUGGCCUCUGUGUCCUGAACAUGCCUCCUUGCAUGUGUAUAGCAACCAAUCAAGAGGGGCUGAGUUGUAAAAACACAGUAAUAUCAAAUUGGGCACCACAUUCAGCCUAGAACUCAGAGUGAGAUCCCCAAACAUAAAAUUGACAAGGGAAUAACAUUAUCAUUAUCAUUUAUUUAUGCUAAUUAAAUAGGUGAUUCUUUUUUUGUGUGCAAAUUAGUGUUUUAUUGUAAUCCAAAAUCAUAUAAAAAAACAGGUAAGUCAAUAGGACACACAGGUCCUCAUCAAUAAGUAAAUCAUUAAAUAACAUCCUGAACUAAAGUCGGACUUGCAGGUACAAGAGUUGAACGUAGCGACAUAAAGUACAGAACAUAAAACAGUAAAGUGACAUCAAACAAAAGGCUCCUCCACAAAACCCUGAGGUCCUAUAGAAACAAGCAUGUAACACUUUAUUUUUGCAGGGAGAAGUGGGAGUUGUAAACUUUUGUUUUUUUAACCAGCAUCAUUCCCAUACCCACCGUCGCGUUGCCAAACAUACUCAACCAUUCUCAAAUGUGAGGUCAUCGCAACCAAGACUAAGAAAGUGUGACUAGCAAGAGCGAGUGAGGGAGCUGCAACUAACGCAAUAAGCAGGGCCGGUGCAAGGAUUUAGGAUGCCCAUUUUGCCACCUCCUCAUGAAAGCAAAUACAAUGUCACAGAGGCAGUGGUGUAUUUUGGAUUUGUGCUGCCUUAGUCAGGACGGUGCUCGGGCGACCCCCAGCUCCCAUAUUUAAAUGUUCCCCACCCCUUCCUGUCAAGACCACACUUUGACUUACAGACACUUUCUUACUGAUGCAUUCACUGACAUACACUCACUAAAAGAUACAAUCAUUGGCACACAUACUGUUUAACCAACACACACUUUCACUGACAGACAGACACCCACACACACCCACACUCACUGACAGACACACACUGUCAUAUACACUGACAAACAAUGACAUACACACUCACUGAUUUAACACACUCUUAUAGACACACUAUUACUCAGACACACAAUGACAGACUCACACUCACUGACAGAUGCACACACUCACUGACAGAUGCAUACACUCAUUGACAGACACACACUCUCAUAUACACUGGCAAACAAUGACAUACACAAACACUCACUGAUUUGACAGACUCUAACAGACACACACUGACAGACUCACACUCACUGGCAGACGUACACUCACUGACAGACAUUCACAGACACACACACUCACACACACUUACAAGCGAGCUGAGCAGGAAGAGUUCAGGUGAGCUGCCGCCCGCCUCUGGGAGGCUCAAAAGUGGCCAGCCGGCCAGCUCUUUGCCCUUGCUGCCCCCUGCAAAGUGCCACCCAAGGCAAAUGUCUUGUUUGCCUUGUUUAAGAUACAUCGCUGCACAGAGGUUUAUUCACUAAACUCUGAGUUGCAGUAAGUUGAAAACCAAAUUGCAAAGUUUAAGCAAAAACAGCUGAACUGUGACUGUAGCCGAAUUGAAGAAUUCUUCUAGAUCACCAAUUUUGGCCUAAAUUUUGCCAUAUGGUUUUCAGUUAGAGCUGCCUAGUACACACAUAUUGCUUAAUACGUACAUCCAUAAACAAACACUGACAAAUACCUACAUCCAUUCACACAUGCUGCCUAAUACAUGCAUCCAUACAUACAUACUGCUUAAUGUGUACAUCCAUACACACAUACUGCUUAAUGCGUAUAUCCAUACACACAUACUGCCUAAAGCCUACAUCCAUACACACAUACUGCCUUAUACAUGAAUCCAUACACACAUACUGCCUAAUACCUACAUCCAUAAACACACACUGCCUGAUACAUGCAUACAUAUACACAUACUGCUUAAUACCUACAUCCAUACACACACAAUGCCUAAUACAUACAUCCAUAAACACACACUGCCUAAUACCUACAUCCAUACACACAUACUGCCUUAUACAUGCAUCCAUACACACAUACUGCCUAAUACCUACAUCCAUUCACACAUACUGCCUAAUACAUGCAUCCAUAUACACAUACUGCCUAAUACUUGCAUCCAUACAUACAUACUGCUUAAUGUGUACAUCCAUACACACAUACUGCUUAAUGCGUAUAUCCAUACACACAUACUGCCUAAAACCUACAUCCAUACACACAUACUGCCUUUUGCAUGCAUCCAUACACACAUACUGCCUAAUACCUACAUCCAUAAACACACACUGCCUGAUACAUGCAUACAUAUACACAUACUGCUUAAUACCUACAUCCAUACACACACACACACUGCCUAAUACAUACAUCCAUACACACAUACUGCCUAAUACCCUCAUCCAUACACACAUACUGCCAAAUACAUACAUUGUCAUUGAACACAUAUGCAUGUAUUUAAUGCUUUUGGUUUAAUUUAUAAAAAGACUAGCACAGACGAGUACACACACUGACAGACACUCUCACUCACUGACAGACACACCCUGGCAGACACACAUUCACUGACAGACAUACACUCACUCACUGACAGACAUACAGUCAAAUACUGACACACAUACAUUCACUCGCUGACAGACAGACACACACACACAGACACUCAUUGACAGACACUCACUCACUGACAGACACAUACACACACACACUGACAUACAUUCACUCACUCACUGACAGACACACACACUCGCACACAGACAGACAGACACUCACUGACAUACAUACUCACUGACUCACUCACUGACAGACACAGACACUCACUCACUGACAGACAGACAGACACACACACUCACUAACAGUCAAACACUCAACACUCACUGCACUGACACACACAAUUUUAUUUUUCGAGGCUCAUCCAGGGUCCUCCCUAGCGUCCAGUGUGGGGCAGAGCACAUACUAAUAAGCCACCAUCAAGGUAAAGAAGGUGCCUAUUCUGCCUUACCUAGCACUGCUUUAAAGGUGCCCUAAGGUUGCCAGAUGGAGUUCCUCUCGGCACCCCUAUUUUCAGGGGGCAUGGAGGAACAGCCCGGCGCUGGGGUGGGGGAUGGCUCAAGACAGGGGCAGCCCACCAGGAAAUGGUUGUGCCAGCCCUGCCGAUAAGGGUGGAUACAUCCUUCCCUAAGCCUGUCCCGCUUCUCUGGUAGGGUGCCUGGCCUCCCCCAAAAGGACUGUCAGACAUCCGUAAGUGAACAGUCUUUAAAAGUCGCCUUGGUAAACUAUGGUUAACCAGUGCGUCCAUAUGUCCAUGUAAGUCUAAGAACGAUCCUGAGCUGAAACUGUCAGGCCCUCCAAUCUGUGUAAAUCUUCUAUUUUAGCAAACAAGACAGUAAAGGGUGGUGGUGUGACUUUUUUCCAGAAUAGGGGCACUACUUGCUGAGCUGUGUUAAAAAUCCAAACAGUUAAGGAUUUCUUGAAUCUGACAGUGGGUGUGGUAGUGUGGUGUAAAAGAUAAGGAGCUGGCAGGAAGGGAGGGUUGUUGUCUGUGAACUUCGACAGAUUCUCUCGGAUUGCUUGCCGGAAUGGUUUGAUCUUGGAGCAUUCCCACCAAAUAUGCAGGAAAGUGCCCGGGCUGGCGUGCCAUCUCCAGCAUUCAUCACUUAGAAAAUAUCGAUUUACUAUAUUAAUAAAUGUAUAAAUUUUUAGUUGAUGAUUUAUAUAAAAUUUUAGUUUUUAUAUUUUAUACCACAUAAUUAUUCCUACAUAUUUCAAAGAUACUUUAUACUUAAUCGGCUGUCAGCAGGCACGUUAGUCACAAGGAAUGAUUAUCUCCAGUAGAUAAGGAUCAUGUUUCAUAAACAUAAACAUGUCAAAAUAUAGGUGGAAUGUUGCAAGUCUUAGUUCUAUAAGGAACAAAAUGGUGGGUAGCAAUAUUACCAUCCAUGUGUAUUUUAACUAAAGUAAUUAUCCUAAAGCUUAACAGUCUGACCCCAUAAUGGUAUUUACCUCACUAAUUAGGCACGGUAUAUUGCAGAAUUCAUAGUGGUAAUUAGAAAUCUCAUAUCCACCUCCAUCUGAAGAUAAUAAAAUAUGUAACAUUCAGUUGGAUAAUAAUAAAAUGUGUAAAUAAACAUUUGCAGAGAAAUUACCAUUUAGAGAUAGAAAAAUUGCCAUUGUGCAUGCACAACGGUAAUCAUUCUGUUUGCACUGUGCAAAGUGUUCUUUUGUUUGGUCUCACCAUGAUCUUUUUGGCAUAUUUUUAUGAUACAUAGACAGACAGAUCGCUCAUUCAAUCAAUCCCAUCAUCUGAUGGCACAACUAAUGUGUGAAUGUACUAUUGGUCUAUGCUAUUUAAUUUGCCAACUUGUUUUCAAUAUAAGUGAGUCCACACAACAUCCUUCUGCCAUUUGAGGGUUUGCCAUGUCACAUAUCAUAUGUAGUUCCUAGAAAGAACCCUAUCAAUUUCCUGUUGUUGCUAGAAGUUGUCCCAAUUAUGAACUUCACAUACUAAUAAGCCACUAAAUGAUACACUGUAUAAAUGUGGAUUGAUGAAUGAUAAAUAACAGUAAUUUUUCAGAACUUCAUCCACCUAGCAUAUGACCAAUGACAUUAAGGGACCCAGACGCUUAGAGUAGAUUAACGAGCCAUAAUGUCCAUGUAUGAGGAUAUAUACCAUACACAGAUUUCUGCAUUUGUUUUUGGCAGGUACCACUCUUUCUCCCCAUAACUUGCUAUCUUUUCAUUUAAGCCUUGCAGGGUUAUUCACUAAAAGGAAAUUUCCUGGAAUUUCAAAGUGAAUUUCAAAUUGAAGGCCAAGGUAGCCAAACUAGAAGCAAACGUGACUAGGAGAAUUCCUCCAGUUAUUGUGACCUUAAAUAUGAAAUUAAUUUUGAAUUCCAGACAAUUCUUUGUUUAGUGAAUGACCCUGUUUACGUUUCCCAGUUCUCCCAUCCCAGUGCAGAUUUAGGACACCCUGGAACAGUGCUUUUUUGCCGCUUCUACCUCUAUAUUACAGCAAUAUUUUGCCUCAACAUUACUGGACUAAUGUGGCAGGUCAGAUAUCAUUACUACUUGCAUUCGUACACUAUCAUGGAACUUCCUGUUUUUUUAUGAAUUAAUGAAUAAUUACUAUUUUAUAUGUUUUGUUUUCAGGGAGCAACAUCUGAAUCCAGACAGGACAAUGUUAUCUCAACGUGCCCUUCAGAAGGAGAGGAGAGAGCAAGCUUCUGCCAUAUUUAAUGAAAUCCAAUCUAUUGGUACAAACAAGCAAUUUCAUUACCUUUUUAGUACUAAUUGGAUCUUGUGGAGUUAACACUAUAAUUGUCACAUGGGCGCAUGGUUAAACAAAGGGGCCGCAUGCCACCAGUAUGCUCAGAGUUAACCUUUAUUCUAACAACUCUUCCCUAAUUGUCUCAAAUUCAUGUCCAUAAAUAAUCUGUCAAAAUAUCUGGCUUCCUUUGGUAGCUGAGGCCUUUUGUAGUCCGUUCAGAAGCUAUUUUCAGCUGGACAACUGUUGAGAUGGAAUGAAGCUAAGUAACAGCUGAUGGGUGGUGUAAUAGGAUUGACUUUCAGGCUUUUUGUUUAGGGUUAGCAGCUCAAGCGGCCACCGUAAUGGAGGUUUUGUGUCCUAGAUGACAUGUGACACACAUGCAGAAUUAUUCCAACCCUUUACACAUUCAUAUCUGGCAAUUUAUGAUUACAAUUCAUGAUGUAGGUUUAUGCUUGGAAUGCCCAUAAACGAAGACCUCCAAGAAUUGUAAAACAACAAAAACAAGAACUCAUACAUUCCUUUGCCAGUUUUAACAGAACACUCCUAUGUGGUGUAAUAUAUUGUGGAGUUCUGUGAUACAUUAUUACGCACAGGAGUUUUCUAUGAUGUAUUGCUUUGAGUUAUCUGGCUGUGGAGCUCUGUGAUACACACUUUAACACUAGACAUGGUUUUAAUGUUAUAGAGCUCUGUGAUACACAUAUUCUCUGGAUCUGCUGUUGGACAUUUUGUGGACUAAAACUCCAUUCUAGCUUAGCCAACCUCUGAUUCAACUUGAUUGGAGUUCUAAUCCAAAACAACUGUUUGGCAAAUGAUUGUCUCAUUCAGCGGUUAAAUAUGAUGUGAUUGUGAACUCCCACAAACUUCAGCCAGACAAUGAGUAAGCAUGACAGGGUUUUUAAUCCACUAGACAUAGGAAACAGGAACUACAUUUCAUGGAAUAGGAAAUAUUAUGUGGUGCAGCAUUUAGUCUUUUCCUAAUCUGACCUUUGCUUCAUGGAAUUGCAGUGGUAAAGUAUGACAGAAAGUUAAAUCCAAACUAAUUUAUGUUUACAGCCAUUUAAGAUCUUCUGUUUGUGUGUUUAUUUGUUCUUUAGUUAAAAAGACACUCCAGGCACCAUAAAGAUUUCAUCUAACUGAAGGCACUCUUAUCUCAAGGGGUUGAACUGUUCUUGAAUAAUGUAACCACAAAGUUGCCUUUAGCAGUGAAGUCCACUCCCCCCCAGGCGGCAUCCUUUUUUAAGCUGGUUUUGUGAAUGGGGAGUCACUGGCUGAGUGUCAGCUGACCACUCUCAGCCAAUCGAAAGCCAGAUGCAGCAUGGGGGGAGUGGACUUCGCUGCUUGAGGCAACUUUGGAGUUAAACCAUUUGAGUAGACUUUAACCGGCUUAGGUAAGAGCGCCUCUGGGGGCCUCUUGGCACCAUAACUACUUUAUUUAGAUGAAGUUGGUUUGGUGCCUGGAGUCUCCCUUUUAGUGUGGAGUACUGUGUAUAGUACCAGAUUCUAGUGUUCCUUUAACGUUAUGUGACUAGCAGAAUUAUUUACUAAAAUGAUACUUGUUGAGAGUUCAAAGUGAGUUUAAAAUUUAAGGUUAAAAUAGCUGAAUUUGGAACUUCCAGUUCCAGUUAUUUUUUUUCUAAAUGUAAUAUUCACUUUUAAUUCCUGACAAUUUUCAUUUUUGCAAAUAACCCUGUGUGUUUGAGGACCUUCGUGAAAUACGUGCACACACAGGGGAUGGAAAAAAGUUGACAAAUAGUCUGUUAUUCAUGCUUAUAUAUCCAAUGCAUGCUUAUUUUUAAACUGGCUUAAAGCACUUGUCUCACCAUUUGUUUGCCCAUGUUUUAUCAGAUCUGUAAAAUAAAUAAUGAAAAUAAUGUAAUUAUGUUGCUAUUACAUGCUGCACACAAAGUAGUAUGUACAACAGUCACCAAAACAAAUGUUCUGUCUGGAGGAUUCAGACUUGGCAGAAGAGGAAGCGAUAGUUUCAUAUGUAUUUUAUUUAAGAGAUCCUUUCUCCCACUACCAAUGCCACUGAAUGCGUGAAUAGAUUAACUACAGCUGCUGGCAACAUUUCCUCCACAAAGCCUCUGGCACUAGAUAAAUAGAAACACAACACCAUGUGGGUAACGUAGCCAAGCCUGUGGCUUACAUACAAAGAAAUAUUUUUUUCUGCAAACAAAGGUCCAGGUUUAUGGAUUAUUACUAUACAUCAUAGGCGUGCGCACGGGGUGUGCCUGGGCACACCCUAAUCCCCGUGGCACGCCUAUGGAUUGAGUCCUGCAGGAACAGCGUUCCUGCACUUUUUUUUGAGCAGGAACGCUGUUCCUGCAGGCACUCAGCGCCCCCAAAUGCCCCCCUUCCUGCCCCCAUGUUGCCCCUGUCAUGGGGGGGGCAAGAGAUGGAUGCCCCCUCCUCUCUCCAUCUCAGCCGCGGCGAGGGAGCUGUGUGCUCUCUGCUUCCUCUCGCCGCGCGCGGUUUACUGAUGCCGGGAGCCGGAAUAUGACGUCAUAUUCCGGCUCCCAGCUACUGUAGACAGCCCGCGUGGCGAGAGGAAGCAGAGAGCACACAGCUCCCUCGCCGCGGCUGAGAUGGAGACAGGCGCCCGCCCCAGCACUCCAGGUAGGGAGGCUGGUUGGACAUUUUUUUAUUAAAAAAAAAAUAAUUUGUAUGUGUGUGUGUCUUUGAAUGCAUGUGUGUGUGCCUCUGUAUGUGUGUGUGUGUCUGUGAGUGUGUGUGUGUCUGUGAAUGUAUGAGUGUGUGUAAGCAUAUAUAUAUAUAUAUAUAUACACACACACACACACACACGUGUAUAUUAUUUUUUUUGGGGGGGUGGGAAUCUUGAGAGAGUUCCCACACAUUAUUCCGCAGGACUUGUACCUUGCUGGCAGGGGAGAUCUCCCGAUCUCCCCUGUCGGCUCACGCAGAGCCGGCGCUAUCUGAGUGCCGGCUCUGCUCUAAGCCUCCAUGGGCCGGCGGGGAGACCAAAGAUCUACCUCACCGGCCCACAGCAGCAUGGAGGGAGGCAGGAGAGGACCCAGGGAGCUCUAGACAGCAGCUCCACCAGGUUCCUCUUGCGAUAUAUGAGUGUCGCCUAAUAGAACCGGUAUCAAGCUUCAUAAGGGCUUUGUGAGGAACCAAAAACUGCUGGUCUUCAUCUAUUACAGGGACACACCACUGCCCAAAUCCAAAACAUUAAAAAUCACUGUUUAGUCUACCCCCAAUCAAAACAUGCCUCAACAUUUCAUCAUGUCUUUUUUAUAUCAGGGGUGUAGCUAAAAACAGCUUGCAGAAGCUACAGACCUCUUGACUGAAACCUUUACCAGCCCUCCCCUUCUAACUCCGCCCAGACUUUCUGUGACUGUCCAAUCACAGACUUCUCAAUGCAGCUUGAUGAGAAUUAUUUUUGCUCAUUUUUGAGUUUAGCCCUACUAAGCUAACCAAACCAGGAAGGAACUGUACUUGUUCUCUGAUUGACAGCUGGAGGGGUGUAACAAGGUUGGUUAAUAAAAGUGCGAAUUUUUAUUGAAAUCUAUACUUAUACUUUAUAAAAUGAAAAGAGAGGACACACUCUUCACACAUAAAGCAUUUCAGCAAGUUAAAAUGCUUUGAAGUCUGGAGUGUCUCUUUAAAUCUGCCUGGAUCUUAGUCUUGUGCCAUGUAAUUAGCACGGGACUCGUUAAAACUUCAUAAAAUAUGCUAUGGGUAUUGUAACAAAGUCAAAAUCAGAUGUGGCAGUACACUGCAGUAAUGGUACUAUCAUAAGCAGAGCUAGAUCAAGUUCUAAUUAGAUAAUCCCAUAAAAGUCUGUUAAUUAUUUUGCAAGGGUCUCAGGAUCUUCUGCUGUUUGGUGCCCAUAAUAAUGUCAGUCCACCUAUAUGUCUAGAACACUAAUAAAACAAUAUGUAUCCUACAAUUUAGUAAAAGAGGGUUUAUGUGGAAUUCUUGUUUAUCCUGGAAUAAUUUAAGUUUGUGAAUUACUUGUAAUUAAUAUACUUUAGAGUUAUUUCUAUAUCACUGUAACAUUAUAUGAAUCAAAUCAUGCAAUAUUUCCUGUGUGACAGAUGUGUCAACCUUGAAAAAAAUACAUGCAUUCAAAUUACCUUGCCUUGUUCGAGUUGUUUGAGAACACGUGAAACACUAUGUGGUUUUAUUUUUUGUGGAAGUUAUUUUAACACUUUUGUUGGCAGCAUCUCUGUGGCUUGUUAUUUGUAGAAAUCUAGCAUAACAUAACAUAGUUUUUUUCCUUCUGCCAGUGGAAUCCGCUAAACAUGUGGAUUCCUCUCUUAUCUCUUUACUUAGACCUGUUUGAUGCUUUCAGGAUGGCAGGAAAGGCUAAAUCAUUCAGGAAAUCGUAUUUAGAAGAGAGCAAAACUUUUCCUUACUAACAUGGACGACACAAAAGAUAUAGAAUCCAAAAGUUGACGUUUAAAUUGGGGUUUGACAUUUACAAUAUACAUAUAAAAAGAAUACUAUAACAAGUUUACUAGAUCUGUCUGUCUGUCUGUGCAUCCACCCAUCCAUCUAUCUAUGACAGGUGAUAUAAGAAAAAAAACUAAAAAAAACCAUCAGAGCACAAGACAAUAAAUGUAUAAAAAUGUAUUGUUACUUUGCCAUGAAUGAUCAGAUGCAUGUAAUAAGCUUGGGAGGUGGUAGAUUUAAAAAAAAACAAAAAAAAAAACACUAGUUGAAUGUGUAAACUAUAAAAAAAACGUGUAGAGCCAAAACAAUGGGAAAGGUAAUAGAAUUAAAGGUACAUAAUGUUGAUGGGAGCAGGCCAUGUUAAGAAGCCAUAUCUUCAGAUUCAGUUCAGCCUGCUUAUGGGACACAAACUCAUCUAUUUGUCUUGAAUAGUUUAUCAUGGAUACAUGUUUCUGUUGAGGACAUAAGGGAUAUUUCUAACAUAUUUUUAUGAGCGGGGCCUAUUGAUAGGCUGAGAUCAUCAGCUGACACUCUCAGCCUAUCAGCGGAGCUCAGUCAGAGCCUUCUGUUUUAAAGCUUUGGACCAUCACUGGAAGAAGAGGGGCAUAGCCAAGGGUCAUUAUUUCUCAACUUUUCUGCUAAAUUAAUUGUGAAUAGUUUAACCCCUCAAGGUGGCACUGAGGACAUCCUGGCACCUUAACAACGCCUUUGAACUGAAGUUGUUAUGAUGCAUUGAGUAUUCCUUUAAAUAUAUACAUAUCCAAUGGAAAUUGUGGUCAACUGUUAUGGGGUGUUGUGUGGACCAUAGUAAGAAGUUUGAAGGAUAUACAAUCCUUGAGUUAGCCUGAGAUGUGAUCAUACUGUCUGUGGCCCCGACUGGGUACCUCCACCAAACCCGUUUCCUAGUUAUCAGUACUUCAGCCCCUAGCCGCUGCAGCUUGGCUGGGGUCUUGCUGUUACUUCCCACCCUGGCACGUGGUCCUGGAACCAACUUCCAGUAAUCAAAGCUCUCCUGCAGAGAGUAUAGCUGUGUAGUAGUUAUAGCAUCCCCCCACACAUUAGUUGAGACUUAAUGCUGGGAGUAGAUCUGUCUAAUUAUUUUUAUUAUUUUAUUAUUUAUAUAGUGCCAGCAAAUUCUGUUUAAUGCAGGCAAGCACUCACAAUGUAUGCACACAGUAAACUCCUCCUCUGUGCCUGAGAGAUAAUUGAGUCAGGAACUGUACAAACUCAAAUAUCUCCAGGUACAGAAAAAUACAACAAUUUUACGACACUCCAAAAGUACCCCCAAAAUACAUUGAACCCCAUCAAGAGUCACAUCCUGGAUAGCCCUGAUCUGAGCACCUAACAUAUCCAUAAAGCACCCAGACCAGUUCUGUGGUUUAGAUUUUCCAUCGAGCAAAACCUUUGACCAACCGCACAUGUGGCUUCUGCCAAAAAUAGUUCCAUAAGAAAAGUAGCAGUCGGUCACUUUCCGGAGUCCAAAACCAAAUAAAAUACCUAACUAAUCCUCUGGCUCCUAUGUAAAGAUUGUUCGCCUAGUUCAUGCGAACAAUCCUACCAAACGACGCUCUCCUGACAUGAAUGGAAAUGAAGCAGGCAUUCGUCAAAGUUCAGCGGUGUUCGCAAGUUAGUGUCCGAUUGUAGUUCCAUGCACUCGAUGACCAAACACCACUGCCCACAUUCGUGCAACAAGAUGGCUGCCAACUCAGUUCCCAUGUGUUCGUGCAUACGAACGGUGGCCACCCAGCCGAACACUUAGCAUUCAUAGUGUGAAAAUUAUAAUGGAGGUGUCAGGAGAGGUUAAUAGGAGUUAACAAGCCCAGAGGUGGUCCACAAUUCGUGCAUUUCUCAAAUUAAAAGGGAAAUCACACGAACCAAGUGUUUGAAAGGUCGGAUACAUGGCCCAUAGUCCUUGGGCAGGAGGCUAGGCAGCAGGCUCCUCCAGGAGCUCGUGGCAGAGGCAUCUUUGCCACACUGUCAUUAAUCUGUAGUUAUGUACAUAGCUGUAUAUUUUAUUGUCAGUAGGAGUGAGAAAAGGUUGCCUGGCACACUUACAUACAAGGCAUUGUAGUGAUAUAGGCACAGCAUUACUUUAGGGUAAUUUAUGGUGUCUUAGUGCCCAGCUGAUAUGCUAUACAGGGUUAUCAUUUUAGUUAAAGCUUCUAUGUAUAGUUUGAGAAAUUGAUAAAGGGUAAAUAGGGUCAGAGACUUUGCCUGACAUCAACCUUGGUUCUUCUGUUGCAUCACUGGUUGAUGUAGACUGUUAAAUUGUCUUUAUGAUCAUAAGAUCAAUUAUGCUAGUACUGAGCUACAUGAGAUUUGCUGUUAAUAAUUUAUGAAUAUCCUUGAACACUAUUGUGAUGGUUGCCGCAUGUCUUCUGUGAACCAUAAAUACUCCAAUGUAAUGCUGACAGUGUGUAGGUAUAAGUGUGGGUCUGUUUGAUUCAAAUGUUAAACAGUACAAGUAGUGGUGAGGAUCCUUACAGUACAGUGCAUGUUCCCUCAAUGUUUGGCAAAACGCUGUCAACCAUCUUCACCUUGUGGGUUUGGUUGGUCAGGAAUCCCCUCUUGUACUAGAUCCCUGAGACCUGUGCAUCCAUGGUGAUCAUGAUGCAGGAAAGUGCUUGUAAAAAGUUUGACAGACUAUUUAAAUAGAGAUGUAAGUGUUUUUUACAUAAUCAACCGCAUGCUACUUAUCAGUAUAUAAAAAUAUAUAUAUAUAUAUAUAUAUAUAUAUACAUAUUCUAACUCUUUUUUGAAACUUGAGACUUGAUAAUUUGAUAAUAUUCCCAGGAAUAUUUUAUACAAAAUCACAUUUUUCGCAAUAUAAUUCUGACUUGAUACAUAAUAUUCUCCUCACACUUGCAAACAUUCAUCAAGAGGGCACCAUCAGUAAAAUGAUGUUGAAUGAUAUGAUUUGAUUGCUUCUACAUGACUGAUAUUACAAGUAAAACAGAGUCAAAUAAAAUAAAAGCUAAAUUUCACAAUAUUUGCCCCUGAGGAGAGGGUGACCCAGAUGUUAUAUUAACGUAUUUGACCACUUUCUGUUCUCACAACAGGAUUAACUUUAAGGUGACCUUAGGCAGUAGCCACAGUCCAGGGGUAAGACAGGCGCCGUGGACCCAUUCAAAAUGUCUUUGCGAAGAAUAAAAGAGAGACCUAAACUAUUAACCUACCCAUGUGCAUCUGGUGUCUGAAUUCUUCUCUGUCUAAUCUGUACAGCCAAGCUUCUUUAACUGAGUCAUAGCCUUGGUGUGAUAAAUAUCCUAACAUUUAUGCCAUAUGGCUGUUUAUUUUAUUCAUGCAUAUACCAACUAACUAUUUGAUACAUUGAUAGAUACAUGAUCCAUGCUUGACUACAAGUCAAUUUAAUUGUUUUCUACCAAUACUAUCUUUUGUAUUACCUGAAAAGGCAGGCAACUUUGCAAUCAUAGCUAGAACCAUGGGACCAAUGGAGGUCCAACAAGUCUAUCUUGUCAUGGUGCUCUAGAUCUGGGAGGUCUAUACCUCUGGAGGAUGAAAGAAACAAUGAAGAAAAAUAUCUGGUGCUUUUCAUAGAUAGUAUGUAAUGGGUACAGAAAUAAAGGUCUCAAAUUAUUUUUGCAAAAGCAUGUCUACCUUACCCAUAGUACAGAGUGAAUGUUAUGUUGAGCAAAAUGUCCUUAGGUAGAACAUGAUGGAAGUACACAAAAUAAGUCAAUUAUGAAAACAAGUUUGGAUCUCACUAAAUUCAAAAGAAAUGUAAUUACAACUGAGAUUCUGUGGCUGCAUGCCAUCCAAACAAUAUUGUUAUUGUUUUACAAAUAGUAUAAUUUUGCACAACUUCCAGUUAUUAUUAUAAUAACCAUUGUGUGCAUAUAAAUAAGAUGGAAAUGCAAAUAAAUAAAAGUAUUUAAACAUAUUCUCUUUCAUCAUUAAUUCAACACUGAUUGACUGUCACAGAACUGCCGCAAUAUGUUCUUUACACAAAUAAAAUAAAAAGUUGUUUUAAUGCUUAUGCACGUUACAGAGUUUACAUGCUUAUCAGUAUUGGUAAAUGUAAGUAUGAUGGAAGGGGGUUCAGACUAUGUAUAGUGGGUAUUUAUCAAGGCUAACCAGGUGCUAUUUUGGGUGUAAACUGCUAAGUACUGUGAUACAGUUCAUUGGUUUCCAUGGUGAUUGCUCCUUAUUAAGCUGUUUGUCCAGGGCCGUCUUGGGGGGCCCGAGGCACCUGCCCCGUGGGCCCCGCUGACCCCGGCGGUCGGGCAGGAAGGCGGGCGCGCGAGGGAGCACUCACUGCUUCCUCUUCAGCUCCCUCGCGCACCGCACUGAUGCCGGAGCCGGAAGAUGACGUCAGCGGCGCGCGAGGGAGCUGAAGAGGAAGCAGCGAGUGCUCCCUCGCGCGCCUUCCUGCCCGACCGGCCACCCGCAGCCCCAGCCCCUGGACCCCAGGGAAUCCCCCCAGCACUCCAAAAGGUAAGGAGGCUGGGGGGAUUACAUUUUAAAAAAAAAAUGUGUGUUAGUGUAUGUGUGUGUGUCAGCAUGUCUGUGUGUGUGUCAGUAUGUCUGUGUGUGUGUCAGUAUGUCUGUCUGUGUGUCAGUAUAUAUGUGUGUAUAUAUCUGUGUGUGUGUGUGUCAGUAUGUAUGUCUGUCAGUGCAUGUGUAUGCAUGUGUCAGUAUAUCUGUCUGUGUGCCAGUAUGUCUGUGUGUGUGUGUGUCAGUAUAUCAGUCUGUGUGUGUCAGUGUAUGUGCCUGUGUGUGUGUGUCAGUAUUUCUCAGUGUAUGUGGGUGUCAGUAUAUCUGUCAGUGUGUGGGUGUCAGUAUUUCUGUCAGUGUAUGUGUGUCAGUAUGUUGGUCAGUGUAUGUGUCUGUGUGUGUGUGUCAGUAUGUCGGUAUAUGUGUCUGUGUGUCAGUAUGUCUGUAUAUGUGCCUGUGUCAGUAUGUCUGUCAGUACGUCUACCAGUGUAUGUGUCUGUGUGUGUGUCAAUAUAUGUACCUGUGUCAGUGUGUCUGUCAGUGUAUGUGCCUGUUUAUCUGUAUGUAGUCAGUGUAUGUAUCUGUGUAUCUGCUUGUGCGUCAGAGUGUGUACCUGUGCAUCUGAGCCGCAACUUUAAAUACAAAUACACCCCUCCAUUCAAACUUCAACACUACAUAUAAAACACACUCCUGCAUUGAAACGUCAACACUACAUACAAGCACACUCCUACAUUCAAAAACAAACACUACACAUAAAUGCACACUUGCAUUCAAACUCCAGUACCACAUACAAACACAUUCACACAAACAUACUCCAUACAAACACAUGCUUACAUUCAAACAUACUAACAUGGCUCAGUGCUAAAUACAACCCUGCAAGCAUGGGAAAUUGGUAGAAUCCCAGCUGUCAAAGCAUUGUUGGAGUUGCACGACAGAUGGGGUUCUACCUUUAGUCCAACCUUGCAAUUGGGGGUCCCAAUAAAAUUCAUUCUACUUUAGUACCGCCACUGCGUUGGGAUGGAUGCCGUGAUUGCAUACCAGGGAGUGAGGGGCGAGAGCGGCAGGGCACAGGGGGCCCAAGCAAACACUUGCCCAGGGUCCAUUCGUUAUUAAAGACGGCCCUGUGUUUGUCCCAACUUAUUUGCCUUGAUAACCCCCACUCCUGUGUGUUUAGGCAUAAGAGAGGGUGGUAAAACGAAUUAAAGAGAGAAAUGAAAAAUUGGUGGUUAUUAUUAUUAUUAUUUUAUUAUUUAUAUAGCGCCAGCAAAUUCCGUAGCGCUGUCAUAAAGGUAUAUAGUCAAAUCGAGAUCUUUCUAGAGAGUUUCAAUAAACAAUAAUUAUAUCAAUCCACAUACUUUAUGCAGAGAUUCACACAUAAUCUGUGAGAAUUCCUUACACGUCUGUUCACAGAGCCCUAUACUGCAUACAGAUCCCCAUUUAUUUUCCAAAAUGCAGGAGGGGGUUGGGGACUGAGUAUCUCAUUAUUUCAUUGCUUGUUUCUCUGAUGGAGAGCUGGAAGCUCAUAAGUAGGAGCUUCUGUUAGCACUCCUGACCUUCAGUUGAUUGCUCUCAGACAAUGAGCUAGACCUUGCACUGCUGAGCUUAGCUCACACAAAAUGCUUCCUGGUCCCUGUCCAAAGUAGUGGAGAGUGGUAAGGGUGUGCUGUGGUGAUUCGAGUGCAUGGGGUGUUCCUUUAAUCAGCCUGCCAUAUUUCACUGUUUAGUAAAGCUUUAAAAUAGUAGGUGAAUUUUUAAAUGGAAAUCUAAAAUACAGUAAACUUUACACUGGUUAAUAUUCACCUUUUAAACAUACUUAUGAAAUAUGCUGAGGAUGCAAACGGUAGGUUCAGGCUUCCCACACUCAGGGUCAACCAUAUUCAACAUGAGCUUCCCCACUGUUCAAAUCCAGUGAGCCUGGUUUCCACAGUUACCAUUGUGGUAAAUCAUGCUCUACAUUUUAGUUCAGAACUAAAUAUGAAUAUUAAUACUAGCACAGUGUGUUGAGCUAGUAGUGGUAGGCUUUAUGCCAAUGAAAAUGUGAGCGAUCUUUUGAAAUGGAGGAAUGAUGACGAUAAUGACUUCACCACAUGUCUGGCAUCUGCCGGAGGUGGUGGUGAUCAUGGACUGAGUAGGCUUUUUGUUUUACUUCUGACAUUGAUUAGGAUUUAAUGGGAAUAGGAACAAGUCUGUUGUUUCUUCUCAGCAUUUUACAGGUCAGUUUUUAGCUUUUUUAGAAUAGUUGCAUGAUGUACUGACACAAGGCAAUCUGGUGGAUUUUUCAUCCAUUAACAUUUCAAUUAAAUUCAACUGCUAUUUUUACAAUAUUUUUUCAGAAUCAUGUAAGGGAUACAUUAUAUUAAAGGUAAUAUGUGUGCCCUCAAACACUUGAAAACUUAGAAUUAUAUGUCUAAAAAUAUGUGCAACUAUUAGCUCUGUAGUAUUUCGUCAAAACCAAAUGACGCAGAUUAAAUCAAGUCCCUUUUUAGGUGUUUAUAGCCCUAGCAUAGACAGCAGUCCAAGACCAUGCAACUAGGUUUCUGACAGGAAUUAUAGGAAACAAAAAUAAGGCAGUUGUUACAUUGAACACUUUUCUUCCUGGCUAUUCCACUUUCCCUUCUCUAGCACUCCUUCCCUAAUACUUGAGGAUUUUAACAUCCCAAUCAACAACCUCAGCUGUCCUGAUGCCUCCCAUCUUCUCUCUGUAACCUCCUCCUUCGGGCUCACACAGUGGUCUACUUCAUCAACUCAUACAGCAGAAAACACUAGUGACCUCAUCUCCACCAAUCUCUGCACCACCUUUAAUCUCUCCGUUGUUCCAUUUCCUUUGUCUGACCACCAUCUGCUGAUCUUUGACAUCGGCACACCCCUUACCCAAAUUACACCAUGCUCACCACAUCUGUCUUGACCUACAGUGAUUCUCCACCAACCACCAAAGUCUCCUUUUACCCAUCUCAAAUCUCACUUGCCCUAACUCUGCAACCUCUCUCUGCAACUCCAUUCUCUCCUCUCAACUAGACAUCAUGGCACCUCCUACAUUUAAACGCAGUAAGCGUUCCCUAUUAAAACCCUGGCACACCAAGCUGACCCAAUACCUCCAAAAAAGUCUCACUCUGCACCUGUCUUCCUCCACUAUAAAUUUAUGCUGUGCUCCUACAGUCUGGCUCCUUCCUCUGCAAAAAUAAAUUACUUCAACACCCUCAUACGCACACUGACCCAUCAACCCAAAUGCCUAUUCACACUUUUAAUGUUCUUCUUCGCCCUGUUGCUCCCCCUCCUCCUACCAUCUUGUCAGCCUCAAACUUUGCAACUCACUUCACAGAGAAGAUUUCUACGAUCAGGGAAGAGAUCUUUAAUCUCUCUCCCUCUCCUACCAAUACAUCACCCAACCCCACUCCCUCCACUGUUAUAUGCUCAUUUACACCUGCUACAGCAGAAGAGGUUUCUGCUCUGCUCCUGUCCUCUUGCCCCACCACCUGUUCCCUCGAUCCUAUUCCAUCUUAUCUCAUCCGCACUCUGUCUCCCUCUCUUGCUAUCCUUUCACUAAAAUGUACAAUCUCUCCUUUUCCUCAGGCACUUUUUAUUCACCUUCAUCCUUAAAGCAUCCAACCAUAACCCCAACUUCCCAUCCAACUGCCCUAUAUCGCUACAGCAAUUUGCCUCCAAGAUCCUUGAGAAUGUUGUGUAUGAGAGAUUCACAGACUUCGAGUCCAACUCUCUGCUUGACCUGUUUCAGUCUAGAUUCCGCGCUCGUCACUCUGUUCAAAUGGCUGUGACCAAAGUAUCAAAUGAUUUAAUCGCUGCUAAAUCUCACAACCAUUACUCUAUCCUAAUUCUCCUUGAUCUUUCUGCUGCCUUUGACACUGUUGAUUAUCAACAGCUUCUUCUCAUUCUCCGUAAUCUCGGUCUACAGGAUACUGUUCUCUCCUGGUGCUCCUCCAACCUCUCCCAGUGCUUUUUCAGUGUUUCUUUCUCUGGCCUGGCCUCUUCUCCCCAACCCCUCUCUGUUGGCAUUCCCCAAGGGUUUGUCCCUGGUGCACUACUGUUCUCUAUCUAUACCGCCUCCCUUGGUAAACUCAUCCGCUCCUUUGGCUUCCAUUAUCAUUUAUAUGCAAAUGACACGCAAAUCUACCCAUCCUCUCAUGAUCUCUCUGCCCAUCUUGACUCGUGUCUCUGUCUGCCUCUCUGCAAUUUCCAACUGGAUGCUGGCUCACUUCCUUAAACUCAACCUGUUAAAAACAAAACUUGUGGUCUAUCUAGCCUCACGAAUGCUACUCCUUUAUCUGUCUCCCUCUAAGUCAACAGUGCCACCAUCACCUCUACCUCGCAGGCUCGCUGCCUGGCUGUUCUUUUUGACUUCCUUCUCCCCUCAUGUCCAAAUCCCGCCACUUCCAUCUCAAAAACAUAGCUCGCAUCUGCCCCUAUAUAUCUCCGGACAGGGCUAAGGUGCUGGUCCAUGCCAUUGUUCUCUUUCGCCUUGACUACAGUGGUCUUACAUAUUCCCAGUUUGCACCGCUGUAAUCCCCUCUGUCAGUCCCUACAUUGGUUUCCAGUUAGAUAUAGGUCUCAAUUUAAGAUUCUGGUGCUUGCUUACAAGUCCCUACAUAAUGCUGCUCUAACCUACCUAUCCUCCCUAAUACACAAGUAUGUCCCAUCUAGGCCCCUGCGCUCUACCGUGUGUGUACUUCCACCUCUGAUGCUCGCCUUCAAGACUUUUCCAGGGUUGCACUUUUUCUGUUGAACUCCCUUCCCUUCUCCAUUAGAUUUUUCACCCAGUCUCCACUCCUUCAAAAAAUUAUUUAAAAACACACUUCUUCAGGAAAGCAUAUCAAUUAAACGGUUAGCAGGUUUUGAUCCCCCCCCAUUAAUCAUCUCCUGCAACUGUCAAAAAUAACCUACUAAGCACUCUAGCAACCUACUUUGUUGCCCCUACUUAUACCCAUUGUGUCACUAUACCACACUUCCGCUAGCAUGUAAGCUCAUUGAGAGGGCCCUCAACCCCUCUGUUCCUAUGUGUCCACUUGUCUGGUUACAAUUACGUGUCUGUUAAUCCACCCAUUGUACAGCACUAUGGAAUUUCCUGGCGCUAUAUAAAUAAUAUAAUAAUAAUAAUAAAGCUGACCGUAGGAGACAUAACAUAUUUCCCUUCCACAGAAGUGUCCAGUUUAAUUAAUUUCUAAUUGUUCAAGUUCAAAGAGUAGUUUGCAGUUUUUCUUUGUAUGGUUUGUAUGGCCCAUUGCGACUCCUUUGCUACAUGGACAGCACCAAAUUUUUGGUUUAUAUUUUAGGUACUUCAAGGCAAAGAAUCCUUAGACAUAAGUCCCUCUCAAAAAAUUACUUGAUGCAUGGAUGCAAUGGAGUACAUCUCUCUUCGUCCCUCUGCAAACAAACAAAAAACAGUAAUAAAUAUAUCAUGUAGCAAACUGAAAAGUAUGUGAAAAAUAUCUCAAAGGAAAAAAUGCACAUUUUUAUUCCGGUUAGGGUAGGAAAAAUGUGGAAUCCCUAACUAUUUACAAUUGGGUGGGCACCAGGGUACUCCUGUACUGGUUAAUGGUCCUUUAAUGAAUUGUUAAAUUGCCAUUUUUCUAAUCAACAAUUUUGUCCUAAAUUGUACAAUUUAGGUUUAAUGCAUUCCUUGAAUAUCAAUUAUUGUUAGCUAAACAAACAUUCCACAUAUCCAUUCCACUCCCACCCUGGCCUGUAUAUCACCUUUACUAUCUCAACAAUUACUCAAUAACUUCCAGAUAAGGUAUUGCUAGCUGCACUGAAAGCAGCAUUGAGCACAAUGUGACAUUAUACAUACAAUAGGAUUUUUCAAAGCACAUGACUACUCUUUGACACUUAGGGCUGUAAUCCACUAGAUAAUAUAAAUAUUGCUUACCAUAAAUUUCCCUUUCCCUAGGAUUGUAGGCAGUACUUACAGUCAAAUAUGUAGAAAUAAACAAAUAAAAGAGGCACUAACUAAUGUGUUAUAAACAAAGUUCAAAAGUAUGCAAAAUUGUGCUAAAAUGCUGCACCUAUAAAGUGCAACAGCCCAAUAAUUGUACACUAAUACAAACUAAUAUAUAUACCCAUAUUUAUUAUUAUUAUUUUUUAUUUAUUUUUUUUAAUUUGUAUUACUUACAGUCACCUCUUUCCAGGACAGGCAGAACACUAAGUGAAUGUUUCUACGACUGAAAGGAAUACUUUGGAGAGAGUUCAGAGAAGGGCUACUAAACAGAUUAAUUGACUGCAGGAUUAAACUUCCCAGGAAAGGUUAAAUGAUCUUCACAUGUAUAGUUUGGAGGCAAGACGAGAAAGGGGGGAUAUGAAACAUUUAAAUACACAAAGGGAAUCAACACAGUAAAGGAGGAGACUAUGUUUAAAAGAAGAAAAACUACCACAACAAGAGGACAUAGUCUUAAAGGACAUAGGGUCAAGAACAAACCUGUAUUCCUGACUAUAGUGUUAAAAACACCAUCUAGGGAGCAGAGUUGGGACACUAAAGGAGAAAGUUGCAUGUGGCUGGAGCUCCUUGGGGAAUACUGCUUAAUAAGCCAAAUCUGGAACAGUUUAAUUUACUUUGCCCAACAUGCAUUAUCUUGCACUUAUCCACAUUAAAGGGACACUCCAGGCACCCAGACCACUUCUGCCCAUUGGAGUGGUCUGGGUGCCAACUCCCACGACCCUUACCCCUGCAAGUGUAAUUAGUGCAGUUUUUCAUAAACUGCACUAAUUGCCUAACAGGGUUAAGUCCUCCUCUAGUGGCUGUAUAUGAGAGUGAGACAGCCACUAGAGAAGCUUCCGGGUUCUUAAAACACUUUUAGUGUUUUAAGAGAUGCUGGACGUCCUCACGCAUUGCAUGAGGACCUCCAGCAUUGCCGGAAUCCCCAUAGGAAAGCAUUGAAUAAUGCUUUCCUAUGGGGUGGUGUAAUGCGUGCGAGUGGCCAUUGCCACGCAUGUGCAUUAGGUCUCCCCGCCGUCUUACGUCGGCGGGGGAGGAGAGUUGGCGGAGCCUGACCCAGUGCCGAGGGACAUCGGCGCUGGAUACAAGUAAGUCACUGAAGGGGUUUUAACCCUCUCAGCAACCUGGGAUGGGAGGUGGUAAGGAGAGGGGUCCUGCAGUGCCAGGAAAACGGUUUGUUUUCCUGGCACUGGAGAGUCCCUUUAAAUGUCAGCUGCCAAAGCUCUGAUGAUUUUUGUAAUUUACCUAAAUUAUUUGCCAUUUGGCUUAUCCCUCUUGGAACAUCAACCCUGUUACAUAUCUUAGUAUCAUUAGCAAAAGGACAUACCUUACCAUCAAGACCUUCUGCAAUAUCACUAAUAAAAAUAUUAAAGAGAAUGGGUCCCUGAGGUACCCCACUGGUGACAAGCCCAUGCUUCGAAUAUACUCCAUUGACUACAACUAUCUGUUGCCUGUCACUCAGCCACUGCCUUAGCGGUUCAACAAUAUUGGAAUCCAAACUUAAAGAUUGCAGUUUAUUGAUAAGCCUUCUAUGUGCAACAGUGUCAAAAGCCUUACUGAAAUCUAGGUAAGCAAUGUCUACUGCACCAUCAUGAUCUAUUAUUUUAGUUACCCUCAAAAAAAUCAAUAAGAUUAGUUUGGCAUGAUCUCCCUGAAGUAAACCCAUGUUGUCUCUGAUCUUGAAAUCCAUGUGUUUUUAGAUGUUCAACAAUCCUAUCCUUUAACAUGGUUUCCAUCACUUUCCCCACUACUGAAGUAAGGCUUACUGGCUUAUAGAUGAUCGACUCCUCCCUACUACCUUUCUUGUGAAUGGGCACAACAUUUGCUAUCUUCCAAUCUUCUGGGACUACUCCUGUUAACAAAGAUUGGUUAAAUAAAUAUGUUUAUGGUUUUACUAGUACACCACUAAGCUCUUUUAAUAACUUAGUAGCCAUUGUGUCUCUCUUACACUCAUGGACAACCAGAUUGAAUAUGAGCUUGCCCACAGUUCACGCCAAGCAGGCAUUGUUUCCACACUUAUCAUGCAUUUUAUUUUCCAUUGUGAGAAAUCAUGCUCUACAUUUUAGUUCAGAACUAAAUAUGAAUAUUAAUACUAGCACAGUGUGUUGAGCUCUGAGAUGCAGUGGUAGGCUUUAUGCCAAUGAAAAUGUGAGCAAGCUUUUGAAAUGGAGACAUGAUGACGAUAAUGGCUUCACCACAUGUCUGGCAUCUGCCGGAGGUGGUGGUGAUCAUGGACUGAGUAGGCUUUUUGUUUUACUUCUGACAUUGAUUAGGAUUUAAUGGGAAUAGGAACAAGUCUGGUUUUUAUUUCUUCUCCACAUAUUACAGCACAGUUUUUAUCUUAUUUAGAAUAGUUGCACAAUAUACUGACAUAUGGUAAUGUGGUGGUUUCUUCAUCCAUUACCAUUUCAAUAAAGUUCACCAACUAUCUUUACAAUGCUUUCCCCCCAUAAUUAUGUAAAGGAUACUUUAUAGUAAAGGUAAUACUCUAUGUGUGCCCUCAAACACUUGACACUGUAAACCUAUGUAAUUCUAAUGGAUUAUCAUGGUUAUUCACAUAAGUCUGAAUGGCUCUGUACUGUACUGUUCUGAAUGGGGGGGCGGGGGGAUGUAACAUCGCUGCAAUCUUGGAAUUUCUGUGGGAAAAGCAAGUCUUAUGGCUUGACUGGUGUGCAGAAUUUUGUUUAACAUUGUAUUAAUUAUCCACAGACUUCAGGUGGAAGGGGGUUUCAAUCACAAUUUUUCCCCACCAUAACCUAUUUGGAUUUUGCUGUAUAUAUAUAUAUAAAUAUAUAUUGUGUUUUUGUGUAUGUUUUGUUAGUGUGCAUGUAAGGAAUAUAUUAGGUGUGUGUUGGAGAUAUAUAAUGACAUAGGGGAUGCCGUGUCUGUGUGAGUGCUUUUGGAUCCAGUUUGUGUGUGCUGGGGAUGUAGUUUGUAUGUGUGAUAGAGAUGCAGUGUGUGUGUUUGUGCUUGAGUGCAAUUUGUCUAUUUGUAUGCUGGAGAUGAAGUGUGUGUCAUUUCAGGGGAUGAAGUGUGUCUGUGCGUGUGUUGGGGAUGUAGUGUGUGUGUGUGUUGUGGGUGCAAUGUAUCUGUGUGUGCGCUGGGUAUGCAGUGUGUGUGGGUGUGUGUGUGUAUGCUGGGGAUACAUAAUAUGUGACUGUGUGUAUGAUGGUGAUUGGCUUCCAAUGAGCAGCACAUUGUGUGUGCACUGUAGCCAAUCAAUGCACUUUUACUUGCUGUAUCCGCUACGCAGUGGUGUGGCUUCUAGUUGGAGUGACUCCCAGCGGCCUUGCUUUUUUUUUUUUAUCAUUUUCUUUACAAUAAAUGUAAAUACAUAUCUCCCGUCAUAUAUUCUUGACUUAACUUUAUCAUAUUUAUUGAUAUUAAUCCUACCAUCUCUUAUCCUUUUUAAAUCAAAACCCAUCUUGUACUCAAGCUUGUCCUUCAUAUCUACUGAUAUACAUAAAUUCAUUUAUACAUACACCCAUGCGUGUAUACAAAUAUCAACAUAUACGUGCACCUGUUCAUAUAUACUUUUACUUUUCCCUUCCUUCCCUUUCUCUCAUCUCUUCCCACUCCUUCCUCUUUCCUUCCCUUCCUUUCCUUUAUACUUUAUAUAUUUUUUUCACCUCUGGACAAAUAGGCCACAAUUUAGUAUGAGUAUGUUCUUUACCAGUAACACUGUAAGCUAUUAAUUCAAACUGAAAAGUGUUGUCUACUCUUUCCAAGACUUCUUUCAAAGAGGGGGGGCAUGUUUUUUUUCCAUUGAGCCGCAAUACUAAUUUUCGCAGCCACUAAAAGAUUAAGAUUCACAACCCUAUGUGGCAGAUCAGCUAGAGAAGGGAUUAAAUGAAGUAGCAUUCUGGCUGAAAAGGAUUUUUUUCCCUUUUUUUUUAAUUUUAUUUUUUACUUUACUAAUAGUUUUCCAAAAUGGUUUUAGCCUAGAACACUCCCAAAAAAUAUGUUUUAAGGACCCUAUUUCACCUAAACAUCUCCAACAUACCGGUGAUAUCUGAACAUGCAUACAUGCCAAUCUGAUAAGUACCAUCUGAUAAGUAUUUUACAAAAAGCGUCCCACUGAGAUAAGCUAUGGGGUGCUGUUUUUGUUAUCUUAAUAGUCUGUAACCAUUGGGAAAUAGGGAAGGCUUUACCCAACUCUUCUUCCCAUUUUGUAAUAUGGUUUGGUUUAACCUCAUUCCACAAUUCUGAGAACGCAUUAUAACAUAAAGAUAAUAGUUUACUCUUUUUGUUUUCCCCAUAUAGGGAUGGCCAAAGGAAGUUAUAUCAGAGAUAUUAUUUGCAUAUAAGUCUCUAGAAAUAAUAAUAUUUUUAAGAUGCAUGAAUAAUUCUUUAGGUGAUAAGUGGAAUUGUUCCUGCAGAUCUUAAAAAGACUUAAUUCCUUUUUCAUCGCGUCAGACUUAUUUUAUCUGUUCCUUUCCCAACCCAUGAUUCCACUGAAAGAUCUGCAGUUGUAGAAGGUGAUGUAAGCAUUUGUAAAAGGGCUAAUGAUAAGAGAUUAACCAUACCCAUAAGAGUAGGAGCCCAUUUUUUCCAACAUUGAAGCAUAUAUCUAGAGCAAGAAAGUAUUAAAGUUUUAAUAGAAGCUGGUAUCAUAGUUUAUUUUUUUUUGUAAAUCUGUUUUUAUUGAAGAUUUUGACAAUAGAUACAUAUAACAGUAGGGUAUAUCAGGUGGGACACGCAGGUCACCAUCAUAGCAAGAUCAUGAGCAUUACGUUUGUGUGACAUACAUGCUCGUGAGGUUCUCAUGUGUAGCUAGUGUAUCUCUCUGAGUGUUUUAGCCUGUGGCCUCUGCUUGUAGAUUCCCACAUGACCUCUUUCCACCCCCGUAGGUGUUAUGGAGUUUGUCACCGUUUUCCUGGACUGAUUUCAUGAAUUUUCCCAUGUUUUGGACCUAAGGCCCCCCCCAUAUAAAUUUGGAGCUGCGUCAAUCCUGUUAGGGUGUGGUCCUAUUCUGUCUCAUCGGUUAUGCCUGACCGUUGGCUCUGAUUGAGGUAUAAUUGUCGUCUUCAUUUUAGGUAAGGUGAGGUGUAGGGGGGUGUGAGUAGUGUUGUGUGUGAUCAAUAGUGUUGUGGCUGUGUUUAUGAUCAUUGACAGUUUCGCGUUCAAUGUGUUAUGGGUUAUAGCCAUGUGUAUUGCGUGUCUUGUGGGGUGCCAAUGAACUUGUUGAGUGAGCAGUUGUCCUUGGUUGUUUCUCCUUUUUCUCUUGUGAGCAUUGUGGUGGUUGAGUGUUGACAAAGUGCCAUCUAUUUUCCAUGGUGGUGUACUCUCUCUGCUCCUGAUUUAUGGUUGUGUUGGGGGGGAGGGAGGGAGAAGGAAAGGAUAAGUGUUGGGGGGGGGUUGUUAGUGAGAGUUCCGUGUUACGGGGGACCCUGGCUCGUCCGCACAUCCACCCCGGCUCCGCGAGCAUCCCCACCCCGUGAGUGUCGGCGAUAUAUAUACAAAGCACAGUUGCCACAUUUCCACGUGUUAGUUUCUCUGCCUGUUAGGGAGUCAUGAAGUGCCUCCGCGCUCUGUAUGUAUUCCACUCUCUGGAUCCAUUCCUUUUUCGUUGGGAUGUUGGUUGUUUUCCAGUAGGCUGGUAUUGACGCUUUAGCCGCAUUCAAGAGGUGUCGAAGUAUUGAUUUUUUUAAAGCUCGAGAUCGUUUGUUGAGAGAUAUGUAGGAGGGCGAGUUCUGCAGACCACUCUGGGACAUCCCCCAGCACCAGAGUCACCUCAGUUUUUACCAUGUCCCAAUAUGGGAGUAUGUCGCGGCAUUCCCACCAUAUAUGUAGUAGUGUGCCUCUGUCCUCCUGGCAUCUCCAGCACGUUGGUGGCACUGCCAGGAAAAUCCGAUGUAUUACGGUCGGUGUUCUAUACCAGAGGGAUAGCAGCUUGUAAUUUACCUCCUGGUAGUAGGAACUCAUGGAGUUUUGUGUUGCCAUAUCAGAGCUUUAUCUUACCCAGAUAAAUGUCUUACCCAGGGAUUCCUCCCAUUGUCUCUGGAAGGUGGUAUUGUUUGUUUGGGUAUCCGUUAUUAGUUGUUGGAAUAGCGUUGAAACUGCAUGGUUCAGUCUGGUUCCUUGUUCACAUAGUCCCUCGAACCAUGUUAAUUCCCUGUGUAGGCACUCUUAAUGUGUGAGCGUGAUGUAAUAUCGUUUCAGUUGUAUGUAUCUGAGAGUAGUCAUGAUGGUCUUUGGUCUACCCUUCAGUAGCGAUUCUAAGUCUCGUAUUCCACCAGCUCGUAGAGCUCUGCUUACUGGGAUAUAUUCCCCUUCUCCCAGGAAGCUCCAGCCCUCACCUAUUUUACUAUUGUGCGUAACCGGGAGCAUUGGGCUAGGUGUGGGCGAGAUGUACGACUUUUACCUCAGCGAUUUCCAUCCACAUAAUGUUUGUGUGACUGAUCCCACAUUAUCCUCCCUUUUCUGGGGUUGCAGGCCUCCCUCCCAAACCAUCAACUCCAAGGUCCCCUCCGUGGCUUCUCUGUCUAGCGUCACCCAAUGUUUGUGUGGGGGGUUCAUGUGCCAGUCUAGGAUACGCUGUAGUACCGUGGCCUGAUGGUAUUUUCGGAAGUCCGGUAAUGCUAGUCUAGGUAGGCACAGUAUGUUGUGUCUUAGUCUAGAUCGUUCCCCUCGCCACGUAAAGCGUAUGACUGCCAUUUUCAGUGAGCAAAAGAAGUUUGCUGGAGGGGUGAGGGGUAUGGUCUGCAGGAGGUAUAGAACCCUGGGGAGCACGUUCAUUUUAGAUUCCCAGAUAUUUAAUUUUGCCAUGGCACCACUUGAAGUCGAAUUCCGAUCCCAGCUCCAAGUAUUCUGAUGUGGGUAGCCUGAGGUUCAGCACCUCGUAUUUUGAUAGAUUGAGCUUUAAACCUGAUAUUUUGCCGUAGCGUUCGAACUCCUCUAGGAGGUUUGGUAUAGUUAUUCUAGGGUGUUUGAUAAAGAAGAGCAAGUCAUCGGCGUAUGCCGCAACUUUAUGAGUCGUUCCCCGUCCGUCAUGUCCCUGUAUGUUUGGAUUCAAGCAGAUCGCUUGCAGGAGAGGUUCCAGGGACAGGGCGAAUAAUAGUGGGGAGAGGGGGCAUCCCUGCCGUGUUCCAUUGCUGAUCGCGAAGUCCGCUGUCCGGGCUCCGUUGACCCGCACCGAAGCCCGCGGAGUGCUAUACAUGGCAGAUAUCCAGGUGAGGAGCGUCUGUCCCAUGCCCAUCUCUUUUAGCAUGGCUAUCAUAUACUGCCAGUUGACUCGGUCAAACGCCUUCUCUGCGUCAGUUGAUAACAGCAAAAGGCGCCCUCCCGUCUUCCUCGCCCGGUGUUGAAUGGAGAAGAGUCGUAAGGUGCUAUGCCGUGCCCGACGACCGGGGAUGAAGCCCGUCUGGUCCGUGUGGAUUAGAUUCGGGAGGUAUGGUUGUAUCCUACUUCACCUUUGUGAAUAAUUUCGUUUCGACAUUUAGGAGGGAUAUUGGGCAAUAGCUACUGCAGCACAUUGGGUCCUUUCCCGAUUUGAGUAUGAUGGUUAUCAUCGCGGAUAGGGAUUCUGGUUCGAGUUGCAAGACGUAGUUUGCAUAUUUGCAUUCGGGGCACAUUGCCCUUCAGAAGUCGGGCCAAGUAUCUACCCCCUUUAUUAGCAUGGGCAUAGAAAAAGCCCUUUGAGCUUUGUAAGUAGCGAAGAUGUUUUUUCACUAUGAGGUCCUUCAGUGUCUCCGUAUACUUAGUGUAGUUGGUUUCAAUUAUGUUGUAACUCCAGGGUCGAGAUGGACUUAUAGAGAGCUGCCAUUUCCUGAGAUGCCUCUUUCUUCUUUCUGGAGGCGAUGCGGAUGAGCGAUCCCCGGAUUACGCUUUUAUGUGCUUCCCAUAAGGUGAUGGGCGACAUCCCCUCAUGGUCAUUCUCCCUGAAAUAAUUGUCUAUGUCUUGUCCGAUUUGCUCAUGUGUGACCAGGUCUAUUAGUAGUGCUUCAUUAAGUCUCCAUGUCCAAGUGGAGGGUCGGAACAGGGGUGACUCUAGUUCCAUGCUGACCGGGCUAUGGUCUGACCAAGUUGCUGGUUCUAUGGUCGCUUUUAGUAAGCGAGAGAGACCCUCUUGUUUAAUGAAGAGAUAAUGAAUUCUUGCGUAGCGGUUGUGAAGAGCGGAGUAGUGCGUGAAAUCUUUGUCGGAUGGGUUGAGGGCUCUCCAGUAAUCGGCCAGAUCCAAGCUGUUCAGCAAGUUCCGUAUGGCUCGGAUGCAUCGUUGUGGUAUACAGCUAUGUCCCGAGGCAUUAAAGUCCCCCCCCCAAUAUUAGCACGCCCUCCACAAACUCCCAUAGUUUGACCAGUGCUCCUCUCAGGAAUGCGGCUUGGCGUCUGUUUGUGACGUAUAGCGUUGCAAACGUAUAUAUUUUGUCCGCUAAGAAACCCUUUAGGAAAAGAAAGAACCCCUGUCCAUCCUGGGUUUGUGUCAGUUCUUUGAAUUCGAGGUCUGCUGCUAUCAUUAUGGCUACUCCGGACUUACAAGCAGUCGGAUGGUUGCAGAAGUAGUUGUUCGGGUACGAUUUGUUGCGUAACUGGGGGGCUGAGCCUUCCCUGAAGUGCGUUUCUUGGAGCAUUGCCACUGUGAUAUGUUUUUUCUUUAGUUCCCUCAGCAGGUGUGUUCUGCGUUCCGGGAUGUUCAGGCCCCUACAGUUGAUUGUGAGGACAGACAGUGGCUUGCUACGGUAUGUCAUGUUUCUUUGUGGUUGUUGGCUCUCACUCUCCAGGAAUAUGGAGUCUAGCUCCCGCGACAGAUGCCUUCAGAACCCGUGACCCCGGCACGGACUUGGGGGGCAUGGGUAGGAAGGAGGGUGUUGGGGAGAGAUGUGUGCUGGGGUGCGUGUGUGGUGUGGUGGCUGGUAUCAAAGUUGUCCACAAAAAUUGAUCUGACAUAUGUUUUAUACAUGCAUUUUUAAAAUAAGUCAUAUUGGUAGUUUAGAACUUAUAAUAGCUUUUAGUUUCUGUGUAAGUAUUGAUGCUUUAUAAUAUGUUUGUAUACAUGGUAUACCUAACCCUCCUAAAACAUAGGGUUUCCUUGCUAAGUGAUGAGCUAUCCGUGGAGGUCUCUUUUUCCAAACGUAGGUAUUAAUAAUGAACUGAAUUUUCUUACUAUACUAUUAAGUAAUGCUAUGGGUAUUGUGCGAAAAAGAUAGAGCAUGUGUGGUAUAAUCAACAUCUUUAUUGAAAUCAUGCGGCCUAAUAAUGGUACCUCCCUAACCCUCCAUUUCUCCAUUUGUUGUUCUAAUUUAUACUUAAGUUUCUUAUGGUUUUCCUGAAUUAGGAGGCUAUUGGUUUGAGCCAGAUUAAUACCUAAGUACAUAAGAGAUGUUUUAUGCCACUCAAAUGUAUAUAUCUCCUUUAAAAGUUGUAUUUCAUGAUUUGAUAAUCCAAUAGGUGAAACUUGUGUUUUUUUACCAUUAUUUUUAUAAUGUAAGACUCGAUCAUAUCUUUCAAAGAGUGUGAUCAAAGAAGGGUUAGCACUCACUGGCUGAGUUAGAAAUAGUAGCACGUCAUCCGCAAAUAGGGCUGAUUUUUGUUCUCACUAAAGGUUCUAAACAUAAAAUAAAAUGUUUGGGUGAAAGAGGGCAACCUUGGCGGGUACCGUUUUUUAUAUUAAAUGAUUGGAUAAAAAGUCCAUAUGAAAUACCUUUGCAGAAGGGUUUGAGUAAAGUGCUAAAAUGCUUUUCAUAAACUCUAUGGGAUCCCCAUCUUGCUCAAAGUCACAGUCAUAUAUGUCCAAUGUAAGCGAUCAAACGCUUUAUCAGCGUCUAAUGUCAUAAUUAUACUUUGCUGUUUACUCUUAUGCGCCCAUUUAAUGAGAUCAAUAAAAUAUCUGGUAUAAUCACCUACUUGCCUAUUUGGCACAAACCCAGCCUGUUCUGUUGAGACAAGAUCAUCUAAUUAAGGCUUAAUGCGCGUAGCCAAUAAUUUGAUAUAUAGUUUUAUAUCAGCAUUUAAAAGCGCUAUAGGCCUUAAGUUUGCGCCCUCAAUGGGUAGUUUCCCUGGUUCUGGCAACGUCACCACAUAUGCUUCCAUCAUUUCCUUUGGUAUAUUACCUGAAUUUUUUAUAUAAUUAAAAAGUACAAUAAGGUAAGGUGUUAGAAUGGAUUCCAUUUUAAUAUAUUAAUAAUUAGAAAACCCAUAUGGACCUGGUGCUUUUUGUUUUGGAAGGGUUAAGAUUGCAUUACACACUUCAUCUUCUGUAAAAUAAUUUUUUUAAGACCUUUUUUGCUCCAAAUUUAUUUCCAACGAAGGAACUUCAUCCAAAAAACAGUUAAUUUCCUCUGGUGUGGGCUGAUAUGUUUCUACAUCCCCUGUUAAGUUAUACAGUUUACUAUAGUACAAAGCUAACUCCUCUACAAUAUCGUUUGGAUUGUAAAGUUUCACAUUAUGGGCAGAAAUAAUAUAUGGGAUUUAAGUUUGUAAAUAGUUCGCUUUUAAUUUCCGCGCGAGUAGCUUUCCUGCUUUGUUACCAUAGCUGUAAUGUGUUUGUUUUAAGGAACGCAUUUGUUUCUCAGUUUCUUGUAAAGAAAAUAUCUGUAAUUGUUUUUUACUCUAUCCUAUCCUUUUAGAUAACUUUUUUGAGGGAUUCGAUUUAUUUUGAGAUUCUAAAAUAGAAAAUUCUUGCAACUGUCGUGACCUAGCCGUAUCUACUCUCCUUUUAUUCAAGGAACCAAUUUGAAUCAAAAUACCUCUUAUUACAGCCUUAUGAACUAUCCACUGCAUCGUUACUGAGAUUGGGCCUAUUAAAUUUUCCUGAAAGUAUAGUUCUAUCAUUUCCUUGACUCUUUGUUGAUUUAUUAGAUCAUCUAGCAGUGCCUCAUUUAGGCGCCAUUUACCUCUCCCACGAGCUGGAUAAAGUGAAUUACAAUUGAUACAUUUCGGCACAUGAUCUGACCAGGUUCUACUGCCUAUAUUAACAUUGAUUAUGUUUUUAAUUGUAUUUUCAUCCACUACGCACAUAUCAAUAUGUGAAUAUGUAAGGUGGACCGGAGGAAAAAAACGAGAAAUCACUUGCUGUUGGAUAUAAACUUUGCCAAGUGUCAUAUAAAUCAUGCAUAUAAAAUAAUUUAGCUAAUCUCUUAGCUAAUAAAGUUGAAAUAUGACUAGGAUUCUUAUUUAGUUGUCGUUUAAUGUCUUGUUCUGGGUCCAAUGUGCAAUUGAAGUCCCCGCAGAUAAUAAAAUAACCUUUUUUCAAUAAUGCAUUUUUUCAAAAGAUUUUUAAAAAAAUACUGCUUGAGGUUGAUUUGGGGCAUACAAAGAUACUAUAGUAAUUUCACAUCCAUUCAUAGAACCUACUAAUAUCAAAAGUCUCCCUAUAUCAUCCCCAUAUCUUUUCUCUAGCUGAAAUAACCAAUCUGCAUGAAAGAAUAUAGAAACACCUUUUGUUUUUUGUUGUGAACAUACAUGAAAAGCUUGAGGGUAUUUCUUAGAAUUAAAAUUGGUUGCAUUUAUUAAACUAAAAUGUGUUUCCUGAAAACAAACGAUUGCUGCAUUAGAUUUGUACAUUUCAUGCAGUGCUAGUCUUUGUUUGUUUGGGCUAUUUAAACCAUUAACAUUUAAUAAAAAAAUUUAAAAUGGUUCAUACAGAAACACCUUAAUAUUCUUAUUGUUCCUCCCACUCACCCCCUUCGUUCCUAUCUUCCUUUUCUUUUCCCUUUUUUACCCCGUUUCCUUGAAAUAAGGGCUCUAUAUAUUUCCUGCAAUACUGUAGAGGUCCAAAAAAAAAAAAAAACCUCAGAAUUUGAAAAAAAAAAUAGGUAUUUACAACAACUCUCAUUAUUGAGAGUAAAGGUUUGGCUGUAUGGGGGUUAAAGAACUGACCCCCCAAAUUCCAGCCCUUAGGCACAUGUAAUUGAACAACGCAUGUGGACAACGCCUAGUGGUUAAUGUCUAUAUAUAUAUAUAUUAUUAUGCAUAUUAUUAUGCAUAUAUAUUAUUCUCUCAAGACAUUUUAAACCUUUUAACCAUACAAUCAUUUAAACAUUUAAGUUCUUACUUAUGCAACUAAUAUGUGCCACAAGAGGAAAAACCAAACAACCUCUUUUCUUUUCAUCCCCCCUCCUUUCUCCCCCUUCUCAUUCCUUCCCUUUUUUCCCAUUCUCCCCAUAUAUUAUUUUUUAUAUAUUUUUUUCUUUUCCUUCCCUCUCCCUCUUUUUCCCCCUUUCUGCUCCUUUUUCCCUUUAUCCCCACUCCCGCCUUUCCUUUCUCCUUUUUUUUAUAUAUUUUUUUUAUUUAUAUAUAAUUAACACUUAUAAGUUGGUAUAUUUUUUUUUUUUACCAAUUAUUUGGUUUUCACAUUUGGUCAUUCAAAGUUCCAUUCCUCCAAAUCAUCAACUUUGUAGGGUAACCCCACUGAUAUGGAAUUUUCUUUUCUCUUUUUUUUGUAAUAUUCCCAAAUUCUCGUCUUAAAGCCAUAGUCGUGGCGGAUAAAUCCGCAAACAAACAUAUAUUCUCAUAGGAGCUGGUAAUGUUGACAACUUUCUGACAGCGUUUACUAAUGACUCUUUAGAUUUAUAAUAGUGAAAGCGGAUAAUUUUAUCACCGGGUGUAUCUGCGGGAACAUGAAAUGGCCGAUCUAUAGCCCAAGCAGACGCUUCCAUCUCUGGCACUAUCGUUGAACAUAACGUUUGCACAUAUUCUAAAAGAUCACUUUGUGCAACAGCCUUGGGUACCCCCUGAAUUCUUAGAUUGUUGCGCCGUGAAGGAUCCUCGAGGUCUGCUACUUUUUUUUCAGAACAAAUUGAUCAGCCUCCAGAUUUUGCAACUUAUCCACAACAAUAUUCUGUGUUGCAUGCAUUUCCUCUGACUCCUUUUCAAGCUAAUCGAUUCUAUUUCCCAAUUCUGCCAGAUCCACAUGCAGAGAACCAAUAAUCUGCUUAAAAUAUGUUUGUAUGGUUAUACCAAGCUCCUGUAGCAUCCUACUGAAGCUUGCGUGACCAGGCUGUCAGCAUUUUCCCCAGCAGCAGUGAUUAAGCUGAGCAGGUUAGGUGGUUUGGGAGAGACCGCAUCUGUGGCAGGUAACACUGUGUCAGUGCUCAUUUGCUCCCUUUGCGCAUCCCCUUGUACCUCUGAGCUGGGGGAUUCUGGUGGUGAUUUUGCGUGUGAGUGUUCUCCAACCUCGUCGCCAUCUUGCUGGGGCUUACACUGAUCUUUCCUCCCCUGUUGGAUUGUAUCUGUAAGUUUUGCCUGCUUCGAGGGAGCCAUCCUCCAUACAGCAGUCCCGGGCAGACCUGUACAGAUCUGUUCAACAGUCCGGUGUUCAACCAGCGUACGAGGGAGUUCUCCUCUGGAACUCUCACCGAAGAGAAACCUGUUUUUUGCUUUACACUCAGAGCUGUGCGGACCAAGGUAAGUAUCAAAGGGUAUCACCAAGGAUCUUUUGCCACUUGACGAUUCACGCUGCUUCACUCUCCGCUAUUUUAUAGCAGCUUAUACCAGCAUUAACUGUAGCUUUUUUUUCGGGCUUGGGCAGUGUAGGAUAAAGAGCCCUGCUACAUGCGACUGCUCUCACUGGAAGGCAGACAUGCCCCAGAGUGGCCUUGGUUUUUACAUCCCCACUGCUGCUGGUUCAAUCUCGACUUCUUUCACUCCGCACAAUACUGUAAGUAACCACUGAAGUCCCAAGAUGCGAGGGUAGUAAUUUCAGGGCGCCAGAACUUCAGUGGAGAUGUGAGCAUAGCCCAGAGUUCCCGCCCAACCCAGAACAGCCUCAUCCUACAGCAGCACCAGAUUUCUUGAGUUUUGGCGGCUGGCUAAGCCCACCCCAGUGGAUGGGCUGAUUGGGGAAAAUGAGUGAGUGCUUUCCCCCUGCCUCAUCAGGAGAAAUGGGCUGGUUAGCAAUGUACACACAUACAAACUGACAUUCCACACAAGUACUCACCUACAUUUAAACAUGUACACACACAAUUGUGUAAGACAUAUUACUCUGAAAUCACAUACACUGAAACUACAAAUGUACUGGCACUAAACACUAGCAGGAAAGAUGGAGUGGCUGGAGAGGCCAGGUGGCCACUGUGAAAAAAAUUUGCACAGGGUGCCUAAAUAUCUAAGACCAGCCCCGUAUAUACUUAUCAUCAGAUGUCUUCUAUCUUCUUAAAACUUCUUGUCUUCCAAAAAGGGCAAAUAAAACCAUUAAGUCUGGACGCAACUAUUACACAACAAGAAAAGCAAACAAAAACUGACAGAAAAAUAAGACAACAUAAAAGUUAAAUCCAUGUUUGCUCAGGGCUCCUUGCAUACUGGCUUUCUUCACAGGCACAGCCCUCAUAAGGACUUUUGUAUGCUAUGCAAACUCAGUCAAAUCACUCUGAUUGGUUAGCUUGUGAAUGAGAGCACUGAAAGUCACUAGUCUCUUUUAUGACAGAAGCAUGACCCGACUCACGACAUGCAAGAAUUUAAACCUCCAUUAUGCUAUUUGGUAAUAGUUGAAAGACCAAAAGGGCUUUUCUUAAUUACAAUCUUUCAGCUCCUUAGUUUGAUUGCUAUCAUUAUGUGCUAUAUGAUAAAAUAGCGCUCUAAUUUUGUGGUAUCCUUAUGUGAGAUUGCCACUAAGAUACCAAAUAAGGAAACUAUCUACUAAAGAGCUUCAUAAUUUAGCCCUCUUAAAUAUGGCAUCCCACGUAAUGGUACCAGUUUAGAGAGAUAUUUAUUUAAUCGGCUAAAUUAUGCAUUUUUAGAAUUUCAUCUGACCCGAAUGUUGUCAAUUGGGCUGUUCAUUUCUGAUUAAAUUUGGUCAAUAUUUUUGGAAUGUAAUUUCAUUUGGACAAUUAUUACGACCUAUGGCUUUAUUUUGCAGUCAUUUAUCAGAUAAGUCACUAAAUUGGGGUCUCUUCAGUGGGAUUGAAAUAUGUAAGGGUACCAAAUUAGCGAACUGUUUAGUAGAUAGCUCCAUUAUUUUAUAUUCAUUUUGAUCAACCAAAAAUGUCCAUUGUGCCCAAGUUCCCAGGAGACAGAGCAGAUAAAGAUGACCUAAGAAUACAAUACAAAGUUGAACGAAGAAUGCAAGUGUACAGUUUAGUUUUUUCUAAUUGUUGAAAGAGUUCAAAAAGUAUUUGGUGGUUUUUCUUUGCUUGGUUUGUAUGGCCCAUUCAGGGCCGUCUUUAACGCGGGGCAAACGGGGCAGCUGCCCCGGGCCCAGUUGCUCCUGAGGGGCCCCAGAGCAGCUGCCUCGUGGGCCCCGUGAUUUGAGCAGCCCCCAUGGACCUGGCGGGGUGGCUGCACAGAGCCACACCAGCCGCACACUAAGGAGGCCCCCGGGAGACCCGGUGGGCAUGUGUCAGCAGGGGCCCGGUCGGGCGCUGGGCCCCUUCCUGUUUGGCAGCCGGCUGGGAGGAAGUGAGUGCCGCGCGGGAGUCCCACCGGGGAUCACAACCGCGCAGGAGGAGAAAGUCAGGGAGGAGGGGAGUUCCAGAGUGCCUCAGCCUGCCACUGGACCAGGGAAACCACCCUCCAGAAAAAGGUAAGAAACUGGAGGGUGGCUAAAUGUAUGUCUGUGUGUGUGUGUCUAUGUCUAUCUGUGUGCAUGUCAGUAUGUCUGGGUGUGUGUGUCAGUAUGUGUGUAUGUCUGUGAGUGUCAGUAUGUCUCUGUGUGUCUGUGUGUGUGUGUGUGUGUGUGUGUGUAUGUCAGUAUGUCUGUGUGUCACUAAGUUUGUGUGUGUCUAUGUCUGUGUGUGUGUGUAUGUCUCUAUGUGUGUGUGUGUGUGUGUGUGUGUGUGUCAGUAUGUCUGUGUAUGUCUGUGUGUGUCAGUAUGUCUGUGUGUAUGUCUGUGUGUGUGUCUGUGUAUGUCAGUAUGCCUCUGUGUGUGUUUGUCAGUAUGUCUGUGUGUGUCAGUAUGUCUGUGUGUGUGUCAGUAUGUCUGUGUGUGUCAGUAUGUCUGCCUGUGUGUGUCAGUAUGUCUGUGUGUCUGUCUGUGUGUCAGUAUGUAUGUCUGUCUGUGUGUCUAUGUGUUUGUCAGUAUGUCUGCCUGUGUGUCUGUGUCAGUAAGCCUGUGUGUGUGUCAAAAGGUCUGUCAGUGUAUGCGUCUGUGUGUGUCAGUAUAUUUGUCAGUUUAUGUGUCUGUGUAUUCAUGAAUGUGUGUCUGUGUGUGUGUCAGUAUGUCUGAAUGUGUGUCAAUAUGUCUGCCAGUAUAUAUUUGUGUGUCAGUGUAUGUGUAUGUCAGUAUGUAUCUGAGAAUGUUUUAAUAUGUCUGUCUGUGUGCGUAUGUGUCAGUAUGUCUGUCAGUGUGAUUGUGGGUUGGGUGUAAUUAAGGGGGUUGGGGGGGAAGGAGCAGGGCCCAGGGGGUCCAAGAAAAUGCAUUGCCCAGGGUCCUAAUCAUAUUAUAGACGGCCCUGGGCCCAUUUGGCAACUCUUUUCUUUAUGGGCAGAGCCAAAUUUAUAUUUUAUAUUUUAGGCACUUAUAGGUAUAGAAUUUGAAGGCACUCGUAAGUUCCUCCAAAAAUUUAGUUCUUUAAUGCAUGCCCCAUGAUUUGGAGGACACAAGUGAACCAGUAUGUGCACCUCACUUCUUGCCUCUGCUAACAAAAAAAUGCAAUUCUCAUAUAGCACAUUGAAAAAUACGUGGGGAAAAAAAUCUGAAAAGGAAAAAUGCAUAUUUUUAUUUAGUUUACGUUAUAAAAAUUGUGACUUAAAUGUGGUGCCUCUUAAUAAUUAAAGAUCUAAUACCACACCUCAUAAAUGAGACAAAUAUUUAUUCCGUUUAAUUUUUGGUCAUUGAGUUAUUUUAGUUCAGGUUAGCUGGGGAACUCAUCCCAAUGCCCAUGAGUACUAGAGAGCAGCUGCCAAUGUAUUUUUUCUUUUUGGGCAAAUAUGUUCUGCUUGCUUCAAACAGUGAGAGAAGAAAGGAGGUGAGUUCAUGGCUGGUGAAUGAAUCAUUCUGUACAAUUUGUCACAGUUCUUAUAAGGCAAACUAAUCUGUUUUCAACCAAAACAUAUUUUUAAAUUUUUGUUUUUUCCUUCUCCUUUUUUCUCUUGUGUACUUGGAGUCCUUACGUUUUAUAACCUUAUAACUCUUAAAGAGACACUAUUGUCACUAGAACAACUACAGCUUAAUGUAGUUGUUCUGGUGUUUACAGCCUGUCCCUGCAGGGAUUGUUUUCCUGUAAGCACUGCCUUUUCAGAGAAAAUACAGUGUUUAUAUUACUGCCUAGGGCAUGGGUAGGCAACCAGAUGUUGUGGACUACAUAUCCCUUGAUGCUUUGCCAUGGCUUUAAGAGCAUAAUGGGAGGUGUAGUCCACAAUAUCUGAGGUGCUGAACUUUCCCCAUAGAGAUGCAUUGAGUCAAUGCAUCUCCAUGAGGAGAUGUUUAUUGGCACAGAGCCAAUGAGGAAAGCAUUGGAUUGGCUGAGAUCAUAAAAAAUUAUGAUUUCAUCCAAGAGGAGCAUAGCUGGAAAAAGGUGAGUAAACAAAAAUUUUAACUGAAGGUAAGGCAGGGCCAUGGACUUAAAAAGCUUUUUUGACCUAUAGUGUCAGAAAUACACAUUUGUGUUCCUGAUACUAUAGUGUCCCUUCAAUGUUUAAUGUUUUGCUAAACCAUGUAGGAACGCCAGGUAGCUCUAUUUGGACAAAUGUCGUAUGACGUUUUUUUUUUUAUAAAUAAAAGUAUUGGCAAGUUCUGGAGGUAAAAUAAACCUGAAUAGUGACAAGCGUACUUUAAGUGUAUAAACAACAUAAAUAUUCAGUGUCUGCUAGCUGUGAUGAAUGACACUUUGUAAAAAUACAUUUAUAAGAAAUUGCCCGAAUGGCUUUACUUUAUUAAAUCAUGGGAACGUUUUACUGAAAAUAAUAUUGCAUGUUUUGGACAUAUAUCCUUAAAAAGACAUACAGUACAUCACUUUGAAACAACUCUCUCAUUCAAACGCUUUAGCUUUGAAUAAGAGAGUUGCCUCCUUCAGAAGUCUGAAAAAGCAGGUAUGUAUUUACUUUUUUUGUAUUUACCUGUUUCUCUUUCCUUGGACUUUUCAUGAAUGUGAAUGAGUGAUAUCAUCCAGGAGCAGGAACAGCAUGGGACCCAGCCACAAUGUUACAGACCAGGAAACCCCACGUAGAUCAAACAUCCAGCCUUAGACUGUAUCAGAGACCAAGAUUACUGUAAAUCAGCAAAAAUAUUCAGCACUUAAACUGCCAAAGUGUUUUCAUUACUGUUCGUUCUUUGCCCUGUUUACCCUACCCCCUAACAAACCUUUACACACACAACAAGCUACUUCAACUAGAAUACCAUUGAUAUUAGUGGUGGAACCCCCAAGGGUCGCUGAGGUCAUGAGUGUAACCGGCUCUCUGUGUUCCUGCCAUCACAGGGGACCCAUGAUCUGGCUGGCUGGACACUUAGGGCACCCCACACAGGAGGGCAGCUAUGCACUAAGACAAAGUAGGAAGACAGGUGCCUACUCUGAUGAAAUAUAGUGUGGGGGGGAGGGAAAAGGAGGUGGUGGCGAAGGAGCUGUAAUCCUCAUGCUUUACCAGCACUGUUCCCUAGCGUUUUCUGCGGUGAUGGCAGGAAGAUAAAUCUGACAUCACUUCAGCCCCAGCUUCACUAAAGGGUGCAUGAGGGAGCUGGGCAGAAAGAGCACAAAAAUUACAGCAGCUCCACACAGGAGCUCCACUCCAGGUCUCUAAAGGUUCUGAGGCUGGGUGGGCUUAAACGAACAAAAAACAAUAAUAAUUUGGGAGUGUUUGAGAGAAUGUGUAUAUUUGAGUAUUUCAGAAUCAGUGAAAGUGUGUGUCUGUCAGUGUAUAUCUCUGUCAGUGAGUUUGUGUGUGUCUGUCAGUGUGUGUAAAACAGUGAGGGUAUGUCUGUCAGUGAGUGUUUGUCAGUGUAUGUGUAUCUGUGAGUGUCUGUCAGUGAGUCUCUGUCAGUAAAAGUGUGUGUUUGGUAAACAGUGUGUGUCAAUGACUGUAUUGUCUGUCAGUGAGUAUAUAUCAGUGUAUGUGUAUCAGUGAGAAUGUGUUUCUGUCAGUGAAAGUGUGUGUUAGUUAAAUAGUGUAUGUGUGUGUGUGUGUGUAUGUGUCAGUAAGAGUGUGUGUGUGUGUUCUUAAAAGGAUAAAAAUGUUUAAUAAAAAAUAGUUUCAUUCAACUCAUGGAAUUUGUUGUAAUGUGCAUAUACGUGUGUAUGUGUUUAUAUACAUUUGUAGGUGCAUAUAUACAGUAUAUACACACAUGUAUGUAUUAGCAAUAAAUGUGUAUUAUUGUAAAGUGUAUAUAAAAUAAGUGUAUAUUAAAGGGACACUAUAGUCACCAGAACAACUACAGCUUAUUGAAUUUGUUCUGGUUAAUAAAAUCAUUACCUUCAGGCUUUUUGCUGUAAACACUGUCUUUCCAGCGAAAAUGCAGUGUUUACAUUACAACCUAUCGAUAACUUCACUGGCCACUCUUCAGAUGUCUGUUUGAGAUCCUACCUGGGUCAUGGCUGCCUUAAAUGCAUCCAAACAUUCAGUGUCUCCACCCUCUGCAUGCAGACACUGAACUUUCCUCAUUGAUUCAAUUCAUCUCUAUGAGGAGAUGCUGAUUGUGUUUGAAUUGUGCUGGUUCUGCCCCUGAUCUGCCUCUUUGCCAGUCGCAGCCAAUCCUAUGGGGAAGCAUUGUGAUCGGAUCAGGCUACCACUUAUGCUGAUGUCAGCAGGCAGGUCUAAAGGAAACAGGGACAAAGCCAGCAGCUUCAGGCUUGAUUACAAGUAAGAUUGUACUAUAUUUAGGGAAGCAUGAAGGGACAGGGGGGCUAGAUGGUGGUUUUAACCCUGUAGUGCUCCUUUAACCCCUUAAGGACACAUGACGUGUGACAUGUCAUGAUUCCCUUUUAUUCCAGAAGUUUGGUCCUUAAGGGGUUAAAGAGCAAAAAUAUGGUCCCUCCCCUAAUUGUUAAUGAAAUCCUCAACAUUAGACCUGUGUGCCAAUGGCACACACGGUGUAAUGCCAUAAAUUGACUGGCAGAUCGUACUGUUGCUCCCUGUCACUGUGUUCCUUCCCCAACAGUAGCUUGUUGGGGAGUAUGGGAUGCACUGAUGCCAGUGUGCUGGCAGUAACAGUCAAUAUAUCACUGUCAUGCUAACACACACCAUUGCCUCAACAUAAAUACAACACACACAUCAAGAUCACAAGCAGCCCCCACACACACAUCACAUUGAAAGCAGCUCACUCACAUGCUUACACUCCCGGACACAGAGAUACACAUGUUCACGGACACAUAGAUGUACAGACAUAGAUAUGCAUUCUAGAUAUAGUCACGGAUACACAUACAGAUUUACACUUACAGAUGCACAAGGACACUCGCUUCCUCACGGGAACAUACACAGAUACACAAUUCCAGAAAUGCACAUACAGGUACCAAUACAAUACUCUUUUUUUCUGUAUCAGUUUGCCAUUAUUGUUUCCCUGAAAUUUCCCGGUGGGCCGUCGGCACCUGGGGCCGGGCAGGCAGCUGGCUCACCUGCGGCCGCCGAGGGAGCUCCUUUGGCGGCCGCAGGGGGAGCUGGCUGUUCUGUCUCUGCUCCCCCUUCCCAGCGCGCCGCUUAAUGAGACCGGGGAUGGAAUAUGACGUCAUAUUCCCGCCCCGGUAUCAUUAAGCAGUGCGCUGGGGAGGGGGAGCAGAGACAGAACAGCCAGCUUCCCUUGCGGCCGCCAGAAGAGCCAGCUCCCCCAUGCAGCCGCCAUAAGAGCUCCCCACAGGUAGAAAUUGUGUGAGUGUAUGUGUGUGUCUGUGGCAUUUGUGUGUGUGUGUCAUGGUGUGUGUGUCUGUCUGUCUGUGUCAUGGUGUGUGUGUGUGUGUGUCUGUCAUGGUGUGUGUGUCUGUGUCAUUGUGUGUGUCUGUGUCAUGGUGUGUGUGUGUCUCUGUCUGUCAUGGUGUGUGUGUCUGUGUCAUGCAGUGUGUGUCAGUGUCAUGGUGUGUGUGUGUGUGUGUGUCUGUCAUGUAAUUUGUGUCUGUCUGUGUCACGGUCUGUCUGUGUCAUGGUGUGUGUCUGUAUGUCAUGGUGUGUGUGUGUGUCUGUCUGUGUCGUGUAAUGUGUGUCUGUCUGUCACGGUGUGUGUGUGUCUGUGUCACUGCCUCUCUGUGUCAUGGUGUGUGUGUCUGUCUGUGUCGUGUGUGUGUGUCUGUCACGGUCUGUCUGUGUUAUGGUGUGUGUGUGUCAAGGUGUGUGUGUCUUUUUUAAGGUGUGUGUCUGUCAUGGUAUGUGUGUGUGUCUGUCAUGGUGUGUGUGUGUGUCUCUCAUGGUGUGUGUGUGUCUGUGUCAUGGUGUGUCUGUCUGUCAUGGUGUGUGUGUUUCUGUCUGUGUCACGGUGUGUGUGUGUCUGUGUCACAGUCUGUCUGUGUCAUGGUGUGUGUCUGUCAUGGUAUGUGUGUGUGUAUGUGUGUUUUUACUCACAUUUCCCCCCCCCCCACGUCGUGCUGGUCUCCCCUCGACUGGCCCUGCCUCUACGGCUGAGAUCAUCAAGCUUGAUGAUCUCAGCCAAUCUGCACUGACACAGGAAGCACCUCUAGUGGCCGUCUGAGUGUCUGUUACUUGGAAGAAAUGUAAACACUGCCUUUUCUCUAAAACGUCAGUGUUUACAUUGAAAAGCCUGCAGGAACAGGCUAUAGACACCAGAGCCACUACAUUAAGCUGUGUGUGUGUGCGCACCUGCUAGUGAGUGGGCUUGCGUGUGUGUGUGUGCCUGCUACUGAGUGAGCUUGUGUUUUUAUGUCAAUGACCUUAUGUUUAUCAGUGAGAUUGUUUGUCUAUGAGGCUGUGUAUCAAUCCGCUUGUGUCAGUGAGAUUGUCUGUGUCUACAUGUGAGAAUGCUUACUGUAUAAUUGAAAAUUUUACUUUGAAAGGACCAAUAUUUUAUAUUGGAAAAACAUAGCCACUUGGACAAUAUCCAGAGACUGUACCUUGCCUGUAUGGCGGUGGGGAUAUGUGUUUAACUCUGUAUACUGUAUGCUGGCUGUAAUGAUGUGUAAUUACUGUAUUGGCUAUCUGCCGAAUGCAGAUAGCUGUAUGUGCUGUAUUUUCUUUCGUUUCACGAACGGCACUUUUGCGGGCCGUUCGUGAACCGAAAAUACCCCCAUGUAGUAGCCCACACACUUAGAGGCGUGUGGCGCUUGUUAACCGAUUGCAACAAUGUUGCAAUCGGUAAUUAGAGGCUCUCCUAGGUGGCCGCCGUUCGACUACCUACCAUGCAGCGGUCGGCCAUCUUGGAUCCUUUGUUCCCUCAGCGGUGUUUGAUCGUCGAGCGCAUGUUACUAAAAACGGCUACUCGACGGCGCGAACACCGCUGAGCUUCAAGGCCGUUCGGGAGUUCCGGGCCGUUCGGUAUUUGGUUCCCUAGAAUGCAAUCGGUAUUUUGAACAUGUAUUUUCAUGAAUGUGUUUUUCGUGCGGUGUUCGGUUGUUUUAGCUGGGAUCUGAGCGGUAAUCUCACGAAUGAUACACUCAGACCCCAGCUAUCUACCGAACGUCCAGUCGUUUAAAUAGACCUAUUAGUCGAAAAGUUAUGGAUUUUAAUAUAAAUUGUCGGUUCUGCUGCACGGAGGGAUAAUCCACUUAACGGUACAUUCCUGUGGGAGGAUCCCUCUCGUGCAGCAGUGCCUGAUGGGAGAAAUGUUUUGUACAGUAAGUCCCCCAUGUAGUUCUCUCUGGGAAUACUCCUGGGAGGGGACUCAGGAAACCCCUUGCAUGGGGACUUGUAUAAAUUGUGGAGCUGAAAAUAAAGACCGCAGUUGACUGUGUUUCGUCUGGUUACUGGGAGAUUUGGGAUAUUGCCUUGCUUUUUCCAGCGCUUGACUGUGGAUUACUUCCUGAACCAGCGGAAUUCGUGGAUUUAAUAUUGGCGUUCCGCUACAAUCUCAAUCAUCUAGGGUGGCAAGACAUAGCCUUACAUAUUACAUGCGACAAUAUAUGGCGCAAUGACUUAUGGGGCUGGCAUAGAUUUUUUUUUUCCAGGGCUGCUUUGGAAAUCCCCAGUCUGACCCUGUCUCUUACAUCAUUUGCUCCUUUGUUUAAAAAAAGUCACAAAAGUGCACAGUUUCUCACACAUGGCUAGUGAUAGUUCGCAUGAAACUGAGAUGGGUUGAUAAGUGGAUGGGGAGUGGCAGGAGGGGAGGAUGUAGAACAAGCAUGUCAAACUCAAAGUCUGGAUCGGGCCACAUAAGCAAGGUUUAAGUUUAUGUGGGCCGCAAACAAAAUACCGUAAAUUUUCAUAGAAACUAAGGUUUAUUUUUAAAAGUACAGUAUAAUCCCUCCCCCCUCUACUAAACCUCCUAGCCUCCCUCUACUAAACCACAGCACCCCCUCUAUCACCCUGUGACAAAUCUGAUCCUCCUGCUGACACACACAAAUAUUCACUGACAGACACAGACAUACAGACACACUGACACACACAUACUCACUGACAGACACACACACACAUACUCACAGACAGACACACACACACACACAGACAGACACUCCCUGACAGACACACACAUACUUGCUGACAGACACACACACACACACACACACAUACUCACAGACACACACACGCUCACUGACAGACACAUACAUCCAGACACAUACAUCCAGACACACACACAUUCACUGACAGACACACACAUAUACUCACUGACAGACACAUACAUACAGACACACUGACAGACACACACACACAUACUCACCAACAGACACACACACAUACUCACUAACAGACACACACACACACUUACACAUUCUUGCACACACAUUAUUUUCUUUAUUGCUCCUUACCUUAUGGAGCCGAUGUGGGGCAUCUCCCUGGGGUCCUUCCUGCUCCUCACUGCUCCCUCGUGCGGUUUAGUGAUGCCAGGUGCUGGAAUAUGACGUCAUAUUCCGGCGCCCGGCUUCACUUCAGAUGGCGCAUGCGAGGGAGCAGUGCAGAGCAGGAUCACUGAGCUCCCUAGCUGGCCACGUACGUGUUAGCAGAGUAGGCACCUGCAGUAUGGGGAAAGCAGGUGCCUACUCUGCUAUAACACCAGCAUGUACUCGUGGCUCGGCAGGCCGCAAAGAUGGUCCUUGUGGGCCGCGAGUUUGACAUGCUUGAUGUAUAAACUCCCCUAAGAGACGUGCCCGAGAAUCCAACCUGACAAAGUUUACAGUACGUUUACAUAGCAUGAUUACAUGCUUUUGAAACAUUUCUUGCUUUAUUUUAGUUUUUAUAUUUAUGCUUGUUAGUUUAAAAAAAAUAAAAAAUGUCAAGUGAUGUAUUUCCCUUUAAAAGACAAUUGUAUUUUCACUGCGGUAAUGGAAAGUAAAACAGACAUGACCAUAUACAGGUGUGGAACAAUAAAUUGACUCCUUUAGAUUAAGUAUAUUUAAAAUAUAUUUCUCUCCCUUUAACAGAGUCGGACAGUCUUGACUUUGGAAAAAAGAUAAGUGUCCCCAGGGACAUCAUGCUAGAGGAAUUGACACUCUUCAACAAUCGGGGUGCCAGGCUCUUUAAAAAGCGACAGAGGAGAUCUGACAAGUAUACAUAUGAAAACUUUCCAUAUGAUAUGAAACCACAGACCAUAGUAAGUAUUUGUCAUCUUUAAUAUGUAUAAGCAGAAUGUAGAGUAAUGAUCACAGUCGUUAUAUUAUACAGUUAGUGCCAUGUAUUUAGCUUAGAGACAUUCGACUAUAUCAUGACUAGGUCUCUGACAAGGUUAUUCACUGAAGUGAGAAUUCAAGUUGAAUUUAAAAGUAAAUUUGGAUUUUGGAUUAUCUGAACUGUCUAUAACAAAGGUAUAUAUCAUAUUUCAGAACUGCCACUUCAGCUUAGAAAAAAACUGUUGCUCCAUAGUGCAUUACUCACACACUGUCAAUCUCACUUACUAAACCAGUGCUUUCCAAACCAAUCCUCAUGACCAUGGGUCGUCAAACCUGGUCCCUACCGCCCACUAGUGGGCAUUUCAGGAUUCCAGGUGGGCGGUAGGGAUUUCAGAGAUUGGGUAGGCGGGAGGGCGGGUGCGAGCUGGCGGCACCCGUGCGACCGCGUACGGCCGUCACCAUUUGCGGCCCCGGCCCGCAUGGCAAACCGCCGGGGCCGCCACCCAAGCGGUCCAUCGGAUGGCCCAUGCUGUCUGACUCACCUGAGUCACCACUGCACCCCAGGGAAAGUCAGGAAGGUAGGAAACAGGAGGGUGACAAAAAUAUUUUGUGUGUGUGUGUGUGUCUGUCUGUAUGUCUUGUGUGUGUCUAUGUAUGUAUGUCUUGUGUGUGUGUGUCUAUCUGUAUAUAUGUGUGUGUAUGUAUGUGUGUCUUGUCUUUGUAUGUAUGUGUGUCUUGUGUCUGUAUGUGUGUAUGUAUCUAUGUAUGUCUUAUGUGUGUGUGUCUUUGUAUGUGUACCUGUCUGUUUUUAUGUAUGUGUGUCUGUAUGUAUGUGUACCUGUCUGUUUGUAUGGAUGUGUGUGUCUGUAUGUAUGUGUGCGUGUGUUUGUAUGUAUUUGUGCCUGUCUGUGUGUAUGUGUCUUGUGUGCGUGUGUGUCUGUAUGUGUGCCUGUCUGUUUUUCUGUAUUUAUGUAUGUGUGCGUGCCUGUCUGUAUGCAUGUGUCUUGUGUGUGUGUGCCUGUCUGUUUUUCUGUAUGUAUGUAUGUGUGUCUGUAUGUGUGCCUGUCUGUGUGCGUCUGUAUGUGUGCCUGUCUGUAUGUAUGUGUCUUUUUAUGUGUGUGUGUGUAUGUAUGUGUGCCUGUCUGUUAUAGUGGGCUAUAGUAAGUGGGCUACCGAGGUAAGCCUUCCUACUAGGCAUUUCUAUAAGGAAGGUUAAAAAAUAGAAAAAAGGGAUAAAAAAGGUGGGGAGGGGAAUUGAGGAGUGACAUGAGAUGAGCUGACACACAGAUGAGAAAUUAUAUUAUGCACAAACAGAGAAGUCGUCUGAAUAUCACCGAAAGAGGAGACCUUAGUUUGUUCCUUACGAAAAUCGAACCAGAUAUCAAAUAUUUAGUCUUGCAGCAUCAGCCUCAAGGAUCUCAUUAAUCACUAGUAAAGGUAAUUUCAAUUUACUUUAUUGUUUUCCAAUUAAACUUUAUAAAGUUAAAAACAUUAUAAACAUGCAUUAUGUAGAAAUAAAAAGAUAAAUGUACGUACAUUAAUUUUUUUUAAAACACCCUCCUUUCUAAAAAAUAUUCUGCACUUGCGCGAAAACUGGUGGGCGGUAAGGAAAUUUUUCCAUCAAGAAAGAUGCAUUAGUGGGCGGUAGGUAGAAAAAGGUUGACUACCACUGCUCAUGACCAACCAACAGUCCAGGUUUUGUCAGUAAAUACAUAACAUCAUGACUUGGUGGUGGACCAUGAGGACUGGUUUGGGAACUAAUGCCCUAGAGUAAAACACUGAUAUAAAUUGGUUGAUUCACAUGUCCAACACAUGUUAAUUUCACUUUUUAAACUUUAUUAAAGUUAUUGAAGUCAAUACUGUACUUCUUCAUGUUGUGAUGUUUUCACACAAAUUUUUAUAUUUUAUACAUUUGUAGACACAUGCAUGUAGGUUGUGACUGACAAACUUACCCUUGCUUUAUCUUUUCUGUAUCUCUUAUACUCUUAAAUUUAAAUAAAGAUUGUCAAAAAAAUGUAAGGAGGUCAUUUGUUUACAACCUCCCCUAUUUUAACAAGGUGUUCUUAUUGACUCAUAGAGGCAAGUUAUUUAUUUAGUAUGGGUACCUAAGUGUAUGUGCCAGUGUGUGUAUCUGUGUGCCAGUGUGUGUAUCUGAUUGUAUGUCCUAGUGUGCGUGUCUGUGUUUCAAUGUGUGUAUCUCUGUUUCAGUGUGUAUCUGAGUGUGUAUGUGCUAGUAUCUGUAUGUCAAGGUGUUGAUAUGUGUGUCUGUGUGUGUAUGGGGUGGGACAGGAUGCAUGCGUGUGCAUGUUGGGAUGUCUGGAAAGGAAGAUGGAAGAAGGGGGCUGAAAAUUUUACUAACUGGAAAGGGAGAUGGGUCUGGAAACAUGGCUAAUUGCUGUCUUAUAAACAAAGAGAUUGGAGGUUGGCUAUCUGAGGAGAAAUAGAGAAAAAUCUGGGACAUGUCUGAAUGGGAUGGGAAGGAAACUAUAAAUGACUAUAUAUUCACUGUAGAGGGAAGUCUAGGGGAAAGAAACACUCCACAUACACACACACACACACAGAGAGAGACAGACAUACAUACACACAUAGACACUCUGACAUUUACACACACUAGUACAAAUGCGCAUGCAUGCCACACACACACAUAUACAUACACUCAAACACAGACUCUCUAUGUGUCUGCACCCAACUAUUUUUUUAUAUAUAUUGUUUUUUAAAUUCAAGUUUGGUUUUUAUUAGUUUGGUGGGUUGCGGUAAUUAGAUAAUUCUGUGCCUAUAGGGACUCAUGGUGUAAAUCUGGACCUGAUUGCCGGGGUCGACUCAAAAGCCUGCACGCUUCUCUAUAUGUGAAAGUAGUCAAGUGUGCGUUAUGAUCAUUUGGAUUCUUUGGGCUAGCUGUGAGCUGAUAUGGCCUUAUAACAUGAAUGGUUAAAAAUGUAUUAAUGCAGGAUUAAAAGAUAUUUUGUAAAAUGUAUAAUGUGCAGAUACUGUAUUGUUAAUAACAUUUCAGUCCUUCUAUCUGCACUUUAAUUAAAGUAUGCCUGUUCAGGGUGGAGCAUCCAUAUUUAUGUCUCUGUAACACAAGCAUUUUAACACCUACUGACACCUGUUGCACAGUAAUAGAACGCCUACUUUUAUGUUGAAUUUUUUUUUUUUACAAGCUUACAAACUAUAUCAGCGCGUACCAUGGUUUACUGACACUUCCUUAUCCAGCAACAGACAUUACUCACCAAUAAAUAAGACACAUCAAAUAACACAGGCACAUGACAUUACAUCAUCUUAAUGGUUUUACAAGGCACGUGAAACAACCAACAGCUAAUCACUUUUGUUGGGCAAUAUUGUAUUUUUCGUUAUCUAUGAAUAGCAGGAAAGUAAAAAUAUCCCAAAAAUGUUACAGUCAUUUAUUAUUCAUACAUCUAUAUUUUACAUAACUAGGCGCAGGCAUACAUUCACUAGUCAUAGAAUGUAAUUAAUUUAGCACAUGAAUGCAUUUUAAAAACAUAGGAUAUUUAGUACCAAAGAAAAAAAGUGAUAUGUUUUAAGACAUACAUAACUGGUUAACAUGAUUUUAUUAACUCAUCCAUAAUCUAUUCAGUGUGUAAAAUAUACACUGAUCAGCUACAACAUUAAAACCACUGACAGGUGGUAAAACCACUGACAGAAGUAAAUAGCAUCAAUUAUAUUGUUACAAUGGCAUCUGUCAAGAGGUGGGAUAUAUUAUGCAGCAAGUGAACAAAAAGUUCUCAAAUUUUAUAUGUUGGAAGCAGGAAAAAUUGGCAAGCGAAAAAAUGUGAGUGACUUUGACAAAGUGAUGGCUGGAUGAGAGCAUCUCCAAAACAGCAAGUCCUUUGAGGUGUUCCUGGUAUGCAGUGUGGAUAACCUACCAAAAGUGGUGCAAGGAAGGACAAAUAGUGAGCCAGUGUCUGGGUCAUAGGUUCUCAAGGUUCAUUGAUACACAUGAACGCUGACCUGUCUGGUCCAAUAACACAGAAGAGCUACUGUAGCUUAAAUUGCUAAAACAAAAACAAAAAACGUAAUGCUGGCAUCACAGUUUGCUGCGUAUGGGACUGCAUAGCCAUAGUCCAGUCAGAGUUCCAAUGAUGACCCCUAUCCACCGAUGAAAGUGCAUCAGACCAUCAGUUUAUAAACAGAAAAUGGCACUGUUACCAUCUGGGGACUUUGCAUAAUUAACAAAGAGCCCUGAAGAAGUAAUCUUGCAGGUGCUGAUAUCUUCUGACCUCUUAUGCUCCUGCUGCUUCAAAGCCAUGAGCCAAUAUCACUGCUGUAUUCUUGCACAUGCAUGAGAGUACAGCAUUAAGGUCUAUCUAGGAUCCCUCGAGACCGUGGAAUCCUCCAUGGAUUCAGCUAACAUCUCUGCAGCUGUCACUGGUGACGGAUGGGAGAUUGACACUUCUAGGAUGUGGUCUAGAAGUGUCAGGUAUGGAAAAAUACAGAGACCAAGUAGUCACUACCUCAGUAUAUCUUUUGGCUUGGGUGGAAUUUCAACAGUCAACAAUGACAACAGUCAGAAUGUGUAUUUCAUAAAGAUUGUCAACUUCAGCCAUAGAAUAUGAUAUGAUAUAUGUGUUGCUAUAACAAAUUUGUUUCAAAAGUCAACGUUUUUAAAGGGAACCUUCGGGAACAAGAUGUAUAGAAACACAUGAUACAUUAUCUUGCUGGUUUCUCAUAUAAUACCUGUGUCCUACAAGAAAUCAUAAACAGAAUGUUUUCAAGUCAUGAAUAAAAAAAAAUCAUCUUUGCUCUUUGUAUACUCUCCACUGUGCAGAGUUGCCUGGCUGAAAAAAAAAACCUUAAACACCAGUGAAUACAAUUCUGUUAGUUCACCAUAGUGAACUUACAAGAGUAGAAUUGUUUUAUUCGAUGUUAUGCUUUACUUCCUGCCUCUGCAGGUGCCCGAGACUGAGAAAGUGGAAUGUUUUGCUUGAAACCAAACAGUACUCGGUGUACAAUAAUAAAGCAUCUGCGAACAUUGUGAAACAGGCAGCCAGCAUGACUCAUGUCAUAGAGAGGUCAUUCUAUGCAGUAUGGCAUCAGCUGUUUCAAUCUGAUUGGCUGAAGAGAGAAUCAUUUUGUAGCUGUAACUUGAAUGUGAAAAUGUUAUUAGACAUUCCACAUUCUCAAGCGUCUUCAUUGUCUGCCACAAAACAUGUACUAAAUGUAUUUUUUCCUGUGUGGGUUUUAUUUCAGUCAGUAAUAUUAAAGAGUGAAUUUUCGAUGUUUAACCCCUUGUUUUAUGUUGGAGUUGUGACCCAUCCCUCAUGCUUAAAGGACCACUAUAGUGCCAGGAAAACAUACUUGUUUUCCUGGCACUAUAGUGCCCUGAGGGUGCCCCCACCCUCAGGGUCCCCCUCUCGCCCGGCUCUGGGGAGAGGAAGGGGUUAAAACUUACCUUUUUUCCAGCGCCGGGCGGGGAGCUCUCCUCCUCCUCUCUGCCUCCUCUCCUCCCUUUCAGCUGAAUGCGCAUGCGCGGCAAGAGCUGCGCGCGCAUUCAGCCGGUCUCAUAGGAAAGCAUUUACAAUGCUUUCCUAUGGACGCUUGCGUCUUCUCACUGUGAUUUUCACAGUGAGAAUCACGCAAGCGCCUCUAGCGGCUGUCAAUGAGACAGCCACUAGAGGAUUUGGAGGCUGUAUUAACCCAUUUAUAAACAUAGCAGAUUCUCUGAAACUGCUAUGUUUAUAAAAAAGGGGUUAAUCCUACAGGGACCUGGCACCCAUACCACUUCAUUAAGCUGAAGUGGUCUGGGUGCCUAGAGUGGUCCUUUAAGCACAAGCAUGUUUCUGUUUAAUUUAAUUUUAAUAACGUUAUAAACAGCUUAUUUCUUAUCUUUAUAUAUAUAUUUUUAAAUCAACAAAUUUAUGGCACAGAUUCCUUCAAUAUUAUUAGACAAGAUUGACAGUGUUCCCUGCAGGAAGUUAAACAGUUCAUCUAAAACCAGUUAAACAUUCUAAGGAACAGAGCCCACCUGAAGUGGAAGAUGAGGUACAGAGGGGAGGUUGCUGUUCACAUGACCGGUGCCACAUUCAAGUGAAAAUAUCGAAAGUGGAACUCUUUUUAUUUGAUGUUACUACUUGAACGUUAAUUUGUACCUUCACUGUUUAAAUGCGAUAAGAAGAGGCCCUCCAUAUAGAGAUUAAGUUGUAGCACCAAAGGAAGGCAUCAAGAGUUAGGAAAUAGAUAUUAAGGAGUUAUCAACAUACCAUGAGGGCAAGCUACAUAUGAUUGUAUUACUAUGUCACUAUUGUUUAGCUUUUACUCUAAGUUAUACUUGACAGAACAUGUUCCCUUGGCGUGUCAUUUUGGCAUGGUUCCUUCAGUGGAUCCCAGCAGAAUUCUGGAAGGGGUAAUAUUACUGUAUAAUUAAGAGAAAAAAUUUUCUUCAUGGUACUGAUGGGGCUUUAGGGGGAACUUCUGCUGCUUGCGGCUAGGUACUUAUCAAGGUCGAGUGAUAACCCAACACACAGUAUGUAAACCCACAGAAAACCCAAAUACAUUUUACCGAACCUUAGAAUGGUCGGGUUUAACGUAAGAGAAAAGAGUAGUCAACGAAUAGCCAAAAGUCAGGAUACCAGAAAUCAGGAGAGAGUAUAAGAGUAGCCGGAUCAGGAUACCAGAAAUCAGGAGAGAGUAUAAGAGUAGCCAGGUCAGGAUACUAGAAAUCAGGAGGUCAAAAGUCAAGCUGAGUCAGGGAACCAGAAAAAAGGAAAGUCAGAAGUCAAGCCGGGUCAGAACACAGUAAUAACAAUAAUAAUAAUGCAAGGAGAACCAAAUAGCACUAAGGGGACCACAAGGAACCACAAUAGGGCUCCUUAAGGCAUAAGGAAGCGUCAUUUGCCUUAAGACCAUGCCCCCAAAAAGUUCUGGUCUGGUAUUGAUGACGUGGGGUCGCGUCAUUGACGUAUGCGCCGCAAAAACAGACGUGUUUCCAGUGUCUGGCAUAGGACAUGCUGAACACAGUCCGAGUGAAGUCGGCGUCGGAUCCCACACCAUGCAGGCGCGAUGGAUCAAGGUAAGAGAUUGUACCAGUACUGACAUUCUUUUGGGUCCUUGUUGGAUGAUACAGGGUAAUGUUAAUUUGUAUCUAUAUUUUCCUAUUCAAAAAAAGAAUACAUGAAUGCAGAACCUAUAUAACUACAGUAAUAGAUGGAUGCAGAGUCCGGUGCAUGGACCAACGAUCCAAGUCCACCCCUACGUGAAGAUGGCCCAAGGCUUCCACAGGUGAUAUAUACUCCGAUACCAUUUUCCCAAUUAUGCCCAGACACCAUUACUUCAUAAUCUAAAUUGGUCAGGGUGGGAGGGAAUUCUUCAACUGAUGCUUUGAGUUGACUGUUUUUGGUCCAAUAUGUAACACUUGCAAAGUAGUGUUUAGCCUGACAACCUGCACAGAUAACCCACUUACUCCAAUCUGGCGGCAAACCUGAACCCAUAUAGGGAGGUGGGGGGCUAGACUUACCUUAGUGACCAUCUGACCCUGUCGUCGUCCCCCAAACCUGGGGUCUUUGUCACUAAAGUACAUAGUUAGGCCGCAGGUACUACUACUCGUUUAUUCUACCAUUACCUUAACUGACUCCUACUAAUUUAUUCUAACGCUACUUUUCUAUCCUUCCUCUAUCCUUUCCCCUCACCCUUCUUUUUUUCCCUCUCUUUUAUUCCCCUUGUACGCAAUGCCAGAAUGUUUGCUAAUAAUAAUUAAGAAACCCAAAAAGCAGGAGUAGCCAUAUUGAUUGUACACACAAUACCUUGUAAUUGCAAGGCAAUGCAAGAAUACCUCUUGGGUCGAUAUCUAUUUGUCAAAGUGGCAAUAGCAGAUUGUCCACACAUCUUUGCAUGCCUAUGUGCACCCAACAAACGGCAACAUGUAUUUCUGACCCACACUCUCUCAGCAGGCAUAUUGAUUAGAGGAAAUUGAUAUCAGUAUCCCCCUCAUUCCAAAGGUUGAUACUUUGAAGGGUCAAGGCACAAUUUCCUCCCACAGUAAAGGAUCAAUAGAGACUUCCAGGUUUGGUCGAUUACUGCAUGGUUGCACUCCUGGAGCUGUGGUAGAGCUGAAGUCUCCACUGUACAGAUCAAGCAGUAGACAAUGGAAACGUAACUAAAACCUAUUGAUAGACACUGAUGAUAUUGAAUGCGCGUGUCCAGCUCUAAUUCUGUAUUUUACAGAGAAUUAGACGACACAUGUAUCCCCUUUGAAACUUGGGAGGCACACAAAUGCAUGAUAUGUGGUCACUAUGUUAUUACUUGCACGCGCUGCAAGAAAGAGCAGACGAGGAUACUGACUGAUUUGGUUGUACGGGUUACGCAACUGGAACAAGAACAUAAGAAACUGAAGAGACUCGACUCCCUAUGGUAGCAUUUAUAAUUUAACCCAUAACCACUCUCCUAACAUAGAAAAUAGACACAAAAUGAUGAGCUCUGAUUAUUUAGCCCAAAAUAUGAAAAUAAUUCUAACCUCAGAGACAGCUGAAGAACUUGAAUGACUUUCCAUUAACACUAGAGAAGCUUCAAGAAGCAUUGAAGCACUGCAAAGCAAACAGAGUGACUGGCCCAGAUGGCCUCCCAUUCAAAUACCUUAAAAACUUUGUGGACUUCUUGUUAACAAAAUCACUACGAGGACUAAACUCCCUAUUGAAAGUAAGCAAUUUCCCAACAGCGACUACUAUAACAAUGAUACCUAAGGAUGGGAAAGAUCCCACCUAUUGCCCUAGCUACAGACCUAUAUCCCGACUUACUGUGGAUUUAAAACUAUUCACGAAGGCGGUGGCCCUAAAAAUAGGACAAGUAUUACCUGAUCUGGUUCACCUGGAUCAAGUAGGGUUCAUUUUCAGUAGAGAGACAAAGGACAAUGCAGUAUGUGCCCUGAAUAUAAUGCAAAUGGCCCAACAUACAGGAUGAGAGCUUCUUCUCCUCUCUAUCAAUGUAGAAAAAGCUUUUAACUGGGUGGACUGGAGUUAUAUGGCACUAACCCAUGAAAACAAAGGAUUUGGAUGUUUUAUAUGCAGUUGAAUAGCAGCUCUCUACCCAACUACCAGUGCUUGCAUAAGAAUAAACUCAGCUUACAGUUUCGAAAUGGCAUGAGACAGGAAUGACCUGUAUCCCACUUCCUGUUUGCCCUCACUGUUUCUAGAGGCAGUCAGGCAGUACAGUGGUGUAACAAAGACUGCUGCCAAAUUAAAUUGCACUGUUUAGGAAAUAAGAACAGCUUUCCAAUUUGGAGCUAACUAUGGAUACAUCUGAGAUACUGGGAGUCACCCUAUUGCAGUGGCUAACAUCUUCGGUCCCAGUUCCCAUUCACAUGGUGUAAAAGUUGUCUUCGAUAUCCAAGAAAUUUCCUGUCAGUAGACCUGAGACAAUUGUACCAAGAUAAUUUUGUCCCUCUGCUCCAAUCACUCUCCACAGAUUUGACUCGAUACACAUUAUCAUGUAUAGUAUGGUUUUUCAGGAUUAACACUAUUACCAUGACUUUGCUGCUGUCACUUCCUGGUCCUCGCACCGCCGCCCGGACAGUGUCUGGGUCCCGGGCACCGGACCGACACCCUGACAGAUGGCCGUAGGCACUUGGAGUUCGUGUAGUGGACUUUGCAGCUUUCCUGUUCUGUCUGUAUCAUGUCAUGCCUGGUUCUUCUGCAAGCAAGAGAUCCUGUAUCUGCACCAGUCUGCUGGAGAUGGCUUCCUUAUUUUUGUCGUGGAGGAGGUCGAUCUGCUAAGUGGUACGGUGGUCGCUUCAGGUGUUCUCUUGUGAUGCUUGGUUCCUGGUUUCUUGUUCUGGUUCCUGUUGGUUAUUGGGCAUGCAAGAGUUCCUGUAUCUGGACCAGUCUGCUGGAGAUGGCUUCCUUAUUUUUGUCGUGGAGGAGGUCGAUCUGCUAAGCUGUACGGUGGUCGCUUCAGGUGUUCUCUUGUGAUGCUUGUUUCCCGUUUUGUGGCAGUGCUCCUGUUCUGGCGUGAUCUCCAUUCAUUGCUGGUGGUUCCUAUGCAGGAGGCCUCUCCGGCGGGGGAUCCUUGCCUCUGUGGAAGUCAAGAGGACUUUGUUGCAGGAUCUACUCGCCAUUCUGCCUGGGAGGAGUUCACUCCUUAAGAGGGAAGUUAUGUCCCAUCCUGGUCCUCGCACCGCCACCAGGACAGUGUCUGGGUCCCGGGCACCGGACCCAGGGCCGUCUUUAAUAAUGAAUGGACCCUGGGCAAGUGUUUGCUUGGGCCCCCUGUGCCCUGCCGCUCUCGCCCCUCACUCCCUGGUAUGCAAUCACGGCAUCCAUCGCAACGCAGUGGCGGUACUAAAGUAGAAUGAAUUUUAUUGGGACCCCCAAUUGCAAGGUUGGACUAAAGGUAGAACCCCAUCUGUCGUGCAACUCCAACAAUGCUUUGACAGCUGGGAUUCUACCAAUUUCCCAUGCUUGCAGGGUUGUAUUUAGCACGGAGCCAUGUUAGUAUGUUUGAAUGUAAGCAUGUGUUUGUAUGGAGUAUGUUUGUGUGAAUGUGUUUGUAUGUGGUACUGGAGUUUGAAUGCAAGUGUGCAUUUAUGUGUAGUGUUUGUUUUGAAUGUAGGAGUGUGCUUGUAUGUAGUGUUGACGUUUCAAUGCAGGAGUGUGUUUUAUAUGUAGUGUUGAAGUUUGAAUGGAGGGGUGUAUUUGUAUUUAAAGUUGCGUCUCAGAUGCACAGGUACACACUCUGACGCACAAACAGAUACACAGAUACAUACACUGACUACAUACAGAUAAACAGGCACAUACACUGACAGACACACUGACACAGGUACAUAUAUUGACACACACACAGACACAUACACUGGUAGACGUACUGACAGACAUACUGACACAGGCACAUAUACAGACAUACUGACACACAGACACAUAUACCGACAUACUGACACACACACAGACACAUACACUGACAGAAAUACUGACACCCACACACUGACAGAUAUACUGACACCCACAUACACUGAGAAAUACUGACACACACACACAGGCACAUACACUGACACACACAGACAGAUAUACUGACACACACACAGACAUACUGGCACACAGACAGAUAUACUGACACAUGCAUACACAUGCACUAACAGACAUACUGACGCACUGACAGACAUACAUACUGACACACACAGAUAUAUACACACAUAUAUACUGACACACAGACAGACAUACUGACACACACACAGACAUACUGACACACACACAGACAUGCUGACACACACACAUACACUAACACACAUUUUUUUUUUAAAAUGUAAUCCCCCCAGCCUCCUUACCUUUUGGAGUGCUGGGGGGAUUCCCUGGGGUCCAGUGGUGCUGCUGGGCUCCUGGGCGGGUGGCCGGUCGGGCAGGAAGGCGGGCGCGCGAGGGAGCACUCACUGCUUCCUCUUCAGCUCCCUCGCGCGCCGCAUAGGGAUGCCGGCGCCGGAAGAUGACGUCAUCUUCCGGCUCCGGCAUCAGUGCGGUGCGCGAGGGAGCUGAAGAGGAAGCAGUGAGUGCUCCCUCGCGCGCCCGCCUUCCUGCCCGACCGCCGGGGUCAGCGGUGCCCACGGGGCAGGUGCCUCGGGCCCCCCAAGAGAAACUGGGCCCGGGGCAGCUGCCCCGUUUGCCCCGCGUUAAAGACGGCCCUGACCGGACCGCCACCGUGACAGCUGCCAAUUAUACCUAUUUCUGACAAUCCCAAGCCAUACUCAUAAACAAUACUAUAGGCAUGUAGGUUACAGUAGGUAGGGUGUGCAUAUAACUAACAUGAAUAGCAUUGUGAGCAAGAUGGCAGUAUACUGCCUGAUCUGGUUUCGUCCUCAUCAGGGCAUAGUAUAUGAGUCUAGGAUAGUUCAUGUUGGACUCACUCAUGGGCUCACUCAGAGGCGUAACUAGAAACCACGGGGCCCUGGUGCAAAAAAAUUGCCCUGGGUCCCCCCCAUACAUCUACCCCCAUCCCAUACAUCCCUACCCCCCCCACACAUGCAGACAGACAAAUAUACACGCAGGCACACACACAGACACACAUACAUGUAGACACACACAUACACACAGACACACAUAAUACAGACACACAUACACACAGACACAUAGAUACAUACAUACAGACACACACACAGAGACACAUACAUAGAAACACACACACAUAAACACAGAGACCCAUACAUACAGACACACACACAUACAUACAUACACACAGAUAUGUAGACACACACAUACAUACAGACAUAAACAUACAUACAGACAUACAAACACACACACAUACAUACAGACACACACAUACACACAGAGACACAUACAUACAGACACACACACAGACACACACACAUAUAUACUGAUACAGACAUUCUCUAUCACACACACACAAAAUUUAGUGACUUACCUGAGGUUCAGUGGUUGCCUCAUGCUGAUGGGAGUCAGAGCUCCCACCCUGACUCGCUCCUCUCCUGAAUGGCAUUCUGUUGGAUGGGAGGAAGUGAUGGCUUCCUCCCAGCUAUGACAUCAUCCUGGGGCACGGUCACGCUCUUAAAGCGCCGCAGCGCUUACUGGCCCCCAGGAAACCCAUUGCCAUCCAUGGGCUCCUUCAAUGCCUCCCCAGGGGUUUUUCCACGCAGUCGGGGCUGCACCAAAAUGCUGGCGGGCACCCUGGAAUGACGGGCCCAGUUGCAGCUGUGACCCCUGCGAUCAUGGUAGUUCUGCAGGUUGGCAGGUCAGACAUUCACCCUACUCCCCUGCAAGGGUCUCGCCACUGAAUUGAGCAUAGUCCACUUUGGUGAGCCAUGCGGCGGUGUGGAGGUAGGUUGCCCCUACAGCCCCGCUAUUGCUGGCCAUUAGCAUGGGGUCCAUCGAGAUCCAGGGUCCUCGCAUGUGGGAUAAUACGGUGGGCUGUGCGUGCUUUUUGCAGGUAGUGUCUUUCGUGCCUUGUGGCCCUCCAUAAGUGUGGCUGGUACCUUCGGGUCGAGACCCACUUUGCUCUCAGGUGGGCAAUAUGUGCAGGUGGUUGAAGCCCUUUUGUGCCCUUGAGGGGUUUCCCAAACCUCCUCUCACCUCUGCCUUGCUUUCUUUGCGGUAGCUCAUGAGUGGUCAUCGCUGGCUGCAUGCGUUCCAUCAGUUUGGCCCAGACUUGGUCGAAGAUAGCUUUGAUACAGUAGCAUAGAACUUUUAUACAAUAGGAAAACUAGACAUGUCAAUAGUUUGUUUUUAUCAAUUGACAAAAUGCAAAGUGGGGGAACAAGAAAAAAAGUCUAAAAUCAAUAUUUGAUAAGGAGUCCUGGCAGUGAUUGUAUGACCCCUCCCCCUCCCCCCACAAAUCCCUGAUCUCAACAUCAUAGUCUGUCUGGCUUCACAUAAAGAGACAGUAGCAACUGAGUGAGCCUAAAUCCUCAGAAAAAAGGUGGUUAGUUCUCCACAAUGUUUGGAACAACCUGCAGAGAUCCUUAUAAAGCUCUGUAUACCUCGAAGAAUUGAUUCUGUUUUGAAUGCAAAGGGUGUCGCACCAAAUAUUGAUUUUAUUUUGGUUAUUUUUCUGUUCACCCACUUUGCAUUUCUUAACUGAUAAAAAUAAACUAUUAACAUGUCUAUUUUUGAAGCAUUCUUCCUUUGCAGCAUUUGUUUUAACACCUGCCUAACACUUUUGUACAGUAGUGUAUCUGGUAACUUAAGAGUCAGACAGUGAGAAAGACGAGACAGUCUAUGUGCAAAUAGGGAGAGGCAUUCAAAUAUAAAGGAUCAAUGGAAUGGAAUGCCUGGGCAUGGGGUUGCUAAAGCAUUACGUCCUUUUACAAAGCUAUUAAAAAUUGUCCCUCUCGUCUAAGUGAUUCUCUGUCAAAACAGAAAUAUCCAGGACAAGCACGGACCAAGUUACCAAGUUUUACUUUAUUUCCAUUAAUACCUAUGAUCCUCAAGGAAUAGGUCUCAAUAUCCACGCAAUAAAGAUGAUACAAUUAUUCAGAGACCCUGAUUAAAAUCUGUGUCUACAGUCUGUUUGAAUUGUGUUUUAAGAUUUGAAAUUCCCAUAGUUACUGUCUCUGUUUUAAUAAAUUUGCAGUGUGUUUAGUCGAGCUCAUAGUCUGCUUAUGUGAUACGGACAAUUUAGCAAGUUAUGUCAUUUCGUGCUCAUGUAUAUAACUAGCAACAGCUUUCUCAUUUUCCAUCUGUCUACAGCAAAACCAGAUACAGCAACAACAAACCCCAAAACAUCAGAACGAGAAUUCAGAAGGCGCUACAGUGAAUUCUGCCCAGCAAAUCUCUCCACAGACCCCUCCAAACACACCAGACCCUCGAAGCCCUCCCAACCCUGAAAGCAUUGCACCGGGUAAGCAAUGAGCCAUUCUCAUGCAGUCCUAUAUGUAGUCAAUAAAAUAUGAUGCAAUAUGAACACUGCAAAUCCUAAAGAAAAUACAGACAAAAAAAAUGCCAGAACAAGCACUCCAAAUCCAAACAUAGUUUAAUAGAUUUUGGUGCAUAAAUAGAAAAACACCUCACCUUACGUGUUUCAGACCUACUAUGUUUAAGGACCUGUAGAUCCAAAGCGCCUUACAUGUUUUUCUUCAUCUUUCCCCUGUUUGUCUAUUUUUGCAAUAAACUAUUUUUGUAUUUGGAAUGGUUGUUCUUGCAUUUUUUUUUAUUUGGCUAUAUUAUUAGUUCACUCCAUCCCAUCAUCACAAUGGAUUAAAGGGUAGUAGUCAUUCAUUGCCCCCUGGUCAAUCUUGGGUCUUUAAAAAAAAAAAAUCCCCCACCUGACAUGUAUAGGAACUGUCUAGCUUGACUUAAAACUUGGGAUUCACCAUACUCAGAUAUGUUUACUUUUCUGCAAUUUUUAAUAUACUUAUUUAUAUUCAUGAAUAAUUUUAUUUUGUAACAUGCUACUCUCUGCAUGCCCACAUUAGGUAACUUAACUUUUGGUGCUCACGUAAUGCCUUAUGUCUACUUUUCCUCCAUAAAUGAUGGGUUUUUACGUCUUGAAAAUGAAAUGCUGUCAAAGUAUUAUUUUCUGACAAUUCAACUCAGAUAUAUCAUGUAGUAAAUGUCAUUAUCGUCUAACUUAUCUGUAACAGUAAAAUUGCUUAUUUAAAAAAAAUCUAUCUCACCACAGGUUAUACAGGCCCUCUCAAGGAAAUCCCACCUGAGAAGUUCAAUGAAACUGCUGUCCCUAAAUACUACAUGUCUCCAUGGCAAGAAGCAAUUGUGGAUGAUCCAGAUCUUCUGGAGAGCUUGUACCCUAAAAUGCCCAAUCCUGGCGAAAUGGCAGAAACUCCUGAUUUCAGAAGCUUCAAUAGGUAAUUGCAUUAAAAGCAUUUCAUUAUCCUUAUUACACCCACUCUACUACCGUCAAAACUAGCAAUUUUAGCAUCCUACUUAUUUUCAAUUAAUAUCCACUUUAGCAGCAUUUAUAUGUCACUGGACAAUACUUGGAAAAUGAGGAACAUUCAACUUGAAGUAAGAAUCAGAGGAGUAAACAUGCACUGAAGACAGCUAUUUUAGGAGCAAAAUGUAUCAACAACUUGAAGGCCAGUUGUAGUACGGAAAUGCCCAGGGGUAACUUGUCAAAUUGUUUUUAAACUCUGUGACAGUGCCAGAGCACUCCUUGCACCAUAACAAGUACUUGACCUUUUAAGGGUUAAUCAAUAAAUGUUUUGCUAAGUACCACAACCCUUUUCUUUUGCAUACAAGGACCUGCUCUGCGCAGUGGUUUAGCAUGAAUUACUGCCAGUCCUAGGAUACUUACCCUUUCUUUUCAGGGUAUAGCUCUACCUUUGGCUGCUUCCAAUCAUCUGGUCAGAAAUGUUGGCUAAGCUCUCUUCUUCCCAUGCGUAGACCAUUGCUCACUUGAUAGGUGCACAUAGCCUGGUCCAUUCAACAGUGAACUAAGCUACAGUUUACAAAGCAGUUCCGUCUAUGAUAAGUGAAACUGUUGCUAGGGUGAUAAACUACUCAUCCCAUAAACUACCACUGAACAGGCAUUUAUGUCACAAAAGUCUCUUCCGGAUGUGAUCGGGAACACCAAGCAAACUUUAAAGGUAUGCAUCUUUUUUUCUAAUGCAUUAAAAAUGGUUUUAAUCCAUAGUUUCCUUUUAAAUGUUAAUGAAUGACAUCGACAGAAUGAAAUCAUAAGGCCAUCAAUACAAUAAUGCUAUAAGAUGAUAUGCUAUCUUUUCUACUUUUGUUACAUAUGAAAAUAACUUGUUUCUUUUUUUUUACAUCCAUAAAUUAUAUUCCAAUCAUGUUACCAUAUUUGACUGUUUGGUAUUUUAUAGCAUGACUCAGAUUGUAUCACUUACAGUUCCUUGUGUUUGCUAGUUACAGAGGUGUAAAACAGUGCUUGCAUGCCUGCCAACAAACUAGGUCAGCUGUGCGAUAAUGAUCCAGACCUAGGCUUCUAAUUAACCUGAAAUAGAUCAUUACGGCAUAGCAGUGGUCUGUCUUAUUUAAUCUUUCAUAAAUGGCACAAUCAUUACGUAUAUUUUAUAAAAUAAUAAGACCCUGCAUUAUAACAUUGAAGCAAUUAGGUAAAAUACAUAUGAAGAGAUAUACGUUGCAUGUAAGGUAGAAGUGGUGACACUAACACACUGACAUUCAAGAAAUGUCUGGAAAAAAAUUGCAGAAAACAAUUGAUAAACUUUAAACAUUCACUUAUACUAGACUCGCCAUACUGGAGUGAGCAAAGAAAUGACUAUCACCAUAUUUAUGUUUUUCACACUGUUCUGUAGUCAGAGACGCACAAUAUUUUUUGGUGACCAAAACCACCAUGUUAUACUUUCAUACUUAAUAUUAUAGGGUAGGCUUUCCCAAGGGUUUUCAGGAUAGUGGUGAUUUGUUUCCAAUUACAUUCAUAUUUCCAUGCAUUUGUAAUCUGUAUCCUGGUUAUAAAUUCAAUCUGGUAAAUAAAAUAAAAUUGUGUCACAUAAACUCCAAGUGUGCUAUUCUUCCACUGCACUUCUGUAUACCAUAUUAGCAUUGGUAAAGGCCUCACGUUUCCCCAAGAUUGGUCAAUGAAGAGUAGUGAUUAUUUUGAAAUAGAUUUUAAACUGUUGCAAAACAUGAAUGAUAUAUAUCACACCCAAUGUAUUCCUCCAAAGUGUCCUAUUAGGAUAUAGGCAUAGGCACAAUCAUACAUUAUCUUACUCGAGAUUAUUUAACAAAAGGCUCUUGUGUGCUUACUAGUGUCAAAUACUGUUUUCUUGAGAUAGCUUGUAUUACCUAAUGCCAACCUUAUUGAUUAAUAUUUAAAUGAACACUUCAGCGUUAUCAAGUAUACCAGGUCCACUUUUCCAUCAGUACAAGAUAAAAUAAAGAGUGGCAAAAAGGGUCUCAGGAUGCACCUUGCUCCAUUUUUCUCACCUGGCUUGGUGCAUGUAUCAUUAUUCACCGCACAAUGCUUUCCAUAAAGCAAUCAGAAAGCACACCCUCCUACCUGUCUGAUUGACAGCCAACAGAGUUCAAUUUAGGAGACUUAUAAAAGUAUGAUUUCUCUUCAAGACAGUAACUAAUUUUGUUUUGGAGUGUUCCUUUAAAUCAAAACAUAUUUUCAGGUACACAUUUGACAUCAAACAUUAUGGAUCAAAAUGUUUUCUAUUCAGAGCAAACCUUUUAUUCUGAGCAUACUUUGCAUACUUUAAUUGCUUAUUUUAUUUUGAAAUUACAGAGCCGCCACCCCAUUUGGGGGAUUUGAAAAUGCAUCCAAGCUGACCAGGUUUAAGGUUCCAGAAUAUGAUCUAUUUGCAAUGAGUGAUCCAACUUUUGACAUGCCCAACCCUCUCAGUACAAGAAGGUCUUUUAACAGAACGGCCCAAGGAUGGACAUCUGAUCAAGUUCCUAUUAUACUGUAUUCUGACCUAUUCAAUCCUGACGUCCCAGAGACUGAUGAUCUGUGAAUCACAUACAUGUAUUUAGAGUAAAUAUGCCAUGGAGAGUAAAUGUACCUUCCCCUGUAUAUUAAUGUCAUGCCUACACUUGUCACAGCCCUUCAUCUGUGUGGGUCUGGGAUAUGAGUAGGUAAGAGUUAGCUCAACCAUUCUUCUGCACUUCAAAUAUAUCAUGCCCCUUUCUGAGCUAGCUACCACUUAUCCAAUCUGACUUUAGGGAAUUUUCCAAAAAACCCAGUAUGAUUAAAAUGUUUUGGGGUUUUUUUGUCAAAAAAUUAACUCUGCUGGAAAUUGUCACUGAAAACCUUUACAUAGAUAAAUAUUUAGAUAAGCAUUUUCGUAUUCUGUUUAACAUACUUUGCUAAGUAAAGAAACAGAAUUUUGGCAAAUGGUUGGCAAUAUUAUGUUUACCAUAUUCAGUUAUGGUGACCCAAAAGUAACAGAAAAACUGUCACAUUCGUGAUUCCCAUUAAGGAUGCAAUGAUCUGUCCAUUAAUGAACAAUCUGACACCAUAGCCCCUAACCUAUGCUAUGUUUCAAUAGCUGCCUUGAACUGCAUACAUAAGGUAAGGGAGUCUAUUUAUUAAGUGAACACAGAGAUUAAAGCAUACACUGAAUUUCUCACUUGCGUGUAUCUGCCCAGAAUCCCUGGCUGCAGUGUAAGCAUGGUAUGGUAUGUGAUUCCAUGGAAACGCUGUCUUUUGAUAUGUAGCUAUGCUCAACAACACUCUAGUGAUUUGAAUAUUCUACCUAGGCACACAAAAGCUUAUACAUUGUUAAACUAAUAACACAACAGUUGAAACACAGAUUUCUAUCUCCACUAAUGUAACUGUACUUUAGAACACAGAUGAUCCUUAAGGGAGGUGUAAAUUAUACACAAUUUAUGUACCAAUAAUAAUCCAAAUAGUUUGUUAUAAAUGCUUUCACAACACUUACCUUUCAUAUCCUGGUGUCAAAGUGUGUCAGGAACCUAAACGUACAGAGCUGAGUAUCAACAAAGGGACUAAACAUACAGACCUGAGUAUCAACAAAUAGACUAAAUAUACAGAACUGAGUAUCAACAAAUAAAUAUUCAGUUCUCAGAGUGGCCAGACUAACGGUGCACAGCGUCAGCAAGAAUAGCCAACAUCAAGGACAGGAUACAGAGAUCAGAAGAAACGUAUUACAAGUCCGUAUUAGGUACUAGAAAAAUUAUACACAAGGGAUGAGCUCUCGGGCUACUAGAAUCACAACAGGGCAACAUGGAGUGGGAGAGCUCUUGGGCUACUAGAAUCACAACAGGGCAACAUGGAGUAGGCAGUACUUAAUUCCUAUUUAUUCAGACCCGAAUUCAGUCCAGCGAAUUUGCUGUUUGGAUCCAAAUUUAGUCGCCCAUAAGAACACGUUGUGUGUGAGCGUAAGCAUCAAAUAGAAUGCGGAGGGGAGAAAGGGGGGGUGGAAGGUAAGAGGCUAGCGAUCCUGACAUCGUGGGUCUGGCCUUCCUAGGACUCUGAUGCCUUGUUAUAGAACAUAUUAAACUGUAAAACUGUGAAUCUACUCUCAGCACUGUCAAUUCUUUCAUGUUUAUGGCUGAUAUGAUCGCCAUUAAUUGUCUAGAGUAGUGUUUUCCAAACCAGACCUCAAGGUCCCUCUACCAGUCCGGAUUUAGGGGUUACCCAGUUUUGUCUAAGGUGUUUUUAGAGAAAAAAAAAAUCACCUUGACACAAUUGGGCAAUCCCCAAAUCCUGGACUGGUAGAGGGAUCUUGAGGACUGGUUUGGAAAACACUGGUUUAGAGUAAUUGGCAAGGUAACACUGCAGGGAUAUUUGUUAAGGGCUAGCAAUGUGUGUCAUGUGGACAAUUGUAUCCCCUAUGUGUAUAAUUUAUCAAUAUGUGCUUAUGUCUACAAAUUUACCACUAUGUACAGUUACAAUAUACAACAUUAUUGUAAAGAUGAUUUUAGCAUUGUAAUGAUACAUUCUCUGUAAUUCAAACUGGCAUCAGGCAAUACAUUAGACUGCUUAGCAUAUUGUAUGUAGCUACAAUGAGAUGUCCAGUGUAUAAAAUGUGUGAUUAAUGUUUGUGUGACUCCAAUAGAAAUAAAACAACUCUGAUCUCUUUCUAAGAAUAUGUAAUGUUAUGUAACAAUGGGUUUUAAACCCUUAAUGCAACAAGUCAACACACCUUAAGUGUCAUUCAACUACAUCAAAAAGCAAUCCUAGAUACAACAAAAGGGACCUAAAUCCUUCCCUACAGGCAAAUGAUUAUGUUUGUUGUGAC